GGAGGAGUGUUUGUCGGGCAGACAGUCAGUCAGUCAGUCAGUGUGGACCGGAGUCCCAGCGGCAGUUUUGGAGAGUCUGAGCCGGGAAAACUACGUCAAAUACGGGAGAAGUCAAACGGGGGAAUCCGCGAUGAGUUGGGGAACGGAGCUUUGGGUGAGUUAAAACUCUUUCCUCUGACUGUCUGCGUUUAAAUUCUGCUUUUAUCGCGCUGGCACAACAGGACGUUGACUUGUGGGACACAGGGACGGAGGAAGGUGCCGUGUUACCUUGUAGCUUUGUGCUGUGAGGAGGCGUUAGCUGUCCGCCUGCGCCGUUAGCCGGUGUUAUGUCGUAGAAUGCACCCCUACCGUAGAAUCUACCCCCUGCAUCCCAUCCACUCAUUAGCUUCUUAAAGUGGAAGAAAAUGAUCUCAUAUUUAAAAAAACGACAAGACAACAUGUCAAAUGGAUUAGGAAAUUUUCUUUUUGUUUUUAUGUGUCAUAAUAAUGCACAUAUGGAGUUGUACUUGGGUAUAUAAGCUGUACAGUAAACUGUCAAGGUAGAGAACGGUAUAUUUUCGGAUUAGAGGGUAUUGUUUUCGUCUUAUCUGAAUAGCUUGAAUGAAAUCAUGAAAGGCACCGGCUUUGUAAUCCAUCCAACUGUGAAGAAAACUUGAAUUAUUUCGCCUUGUUGCGUACUUUCAACCGCGCUCUCGUAAGGGGUUCAUUCUUCGGCAGGGGUGCAUUCUACGCCACAACACCGGCCAGCGCUAAAGCUAAUGCUAAAGCUAAUCCGCGGUGCACCUUAACGGCUGUGACAGCGGCGGAACAAUAGGCGAGUCUGCCGACACACGGGCACCGGAGCCCGGGGCAGGAGGGAGGGGGUGGUCAGACUGCUUUCUUCGCCUUUUCACCUGUCAACUUCAGUCAUUUUUGCGCUGCUUAAUUUAUAUUUUCACAUUGACCGGCAAGUUAUAAAGUAGUAUGUGGACGUUUCUUGUUUUUUUUGUGAGUGUCACACCCUGUUUGAAAGAGAGGCUGGCAGGGAUUCCCGGUAACAGGGCGGAGAGGCGGUGUGUGAUCCGGGUUCACCGCCAUCCUGCUCGGUCCCUAUAAAAUUAACAACAAUUUACACCCAGUUCAUCCGGUAACUGUAAUGCCAUAUCACUCCUCUUUGUUGUCAGUGUUUUGUCUUAACUUCCAUACCAUAAAAUUAAGCCUAUUGACCCCUAAACUCAACGAAUGGCUGAAUGAAAAAUAGUAUUUAAUCUAUAUUUGUUGAUUUUUAGUUAAAAAUACAAUCCCAGAAACACUCACUAUAGCUGCUGCUCCUUUUCCAACCCCAGAGUAGAUUGCAUACCUCAUGUUUAACAUUAUUAACACAACACUGGGUUUAUUUGAUUGUUUGGUGCAGCUCAGAUCAGAUUUUCAGUCUGUUCUCUUGAAUCAGACUCUCAGCUGACAUUAUGGCGAGCAUCAACCUUUGAUUUUUGGGGUGUUGGCCAUGGUGAGCCUUGUAACCAGAGAGGCAACCAGCAGCAGCAGCAGCAGCAUCCCCUGUGGGUGUGUUUUAAUCUGUGUGUGUGUGUGUGUGUGAGAGCUGUGAGUGUGUGUGUUACUCCUUCAGCUGACCUCAGUGGUUUUAUCUGCAGUUUCAUACAAGAUCAUUUUGAGCUCAAAUGAAACACAAAUUUGCCUCCACAGACAAAGGGAUCAGUAUUUGUGUAUUUCUGUGAUUGGAGCUGAUUUUGUAGUCGUGCGUAUGAUCCAUCACGAUUUCACUCGUAUUUUGGGGGGUCUGGCUCAUUUAUGUUAUUCAUAUUUAUGCGUCUUUCUGGGGGGCAGGUUUAUGUCUGCUGUGCAAGUUCAUGUUCCCAGGUCUCGCUCUCCAAAUCAAAACUGGUUGAAGGAAAGACUUAAUUUAGAUUUUUGCGUAUUAAUGUUUGCCUUUUUAAAAUCAAGAGAAUAUCAGAAAACAGUUUGAUUCUUGAAAAUAGAGCAAAGCAACUAUAGAUGAAAGAAAUGCUCCACCGAUAAGCUUUACCUCAGUUAGGCUUUAACUCAUGAUAGUAUCAGUAUCUCUUGAGCUGUCAGCAAUUUUGCAGAGUUGAAUUAAUAGUAAUUUGUGCUGCUUGUGUUUAUUACAUCUGGAAAAUAUCAGAUCUCUGCAAAAUUCUGUGAAGGAUUAGGAUUUGCAUUCACAGCUUAGUGUGCGUAAAGCACAAUGCUCACUUGUUGUUUUGCACAUUGUGUGAAAUUGACUCUUUGUAUAUGUAUGAUUUACCCACUGAGCAAUAGACGGCUAUUAGACAUAAAGUUGUUUUUUAGACCUAAUUUCAACCGUCUAAAUUCUGUAUAUCUGUAGACGGAAUUUAGACGUUGCACUUAAACCUGCUAUUCGAUAAAUAUUUAUUUUAAAAAGCAACUGUGAGUUUAUAACUGAUCUCCAAGUACUAAACCAAAAUAAUUAUGAUAGCCAUUGAGCAAUAUUCUGGUAGACCUCUGUUAGCUGGCUAGUCUAAACUCGGUCUAAAUUUAGACAUCUGAAAACUUUCAUUUUUAGACCUGUGGUAGCCUGAUGACCAGUCAUCUAGACUACAUUUUAGACGUCUAUUAGACCUCUUUUAGACCAAAAAAUGCUUGGUGGAGCAUUUUGUAAUUCUGUAAUUUUUGCAGAAGCACUAGGGAACUAGUGAAGACAGUUAGGUAUGCAUGAAUUGAUCUAUUUAAAAGGGGAUUGAAUGCUAGUGCAAAGACAAAAAUGGAUUAAAUGUUGGUUUAAAAUUAGGAUUGGGGAAAAAUUCAUUACGCAAGUCCAUUAAGAUAAAAACGAGUGAUAUGCCGUAACAUAAAAAGACUAGCAUAUGCUCAUUGACUCGGUCAUUUAAGCCGUUUCAUUCAUUCAUUCAUGUAUCGUGUUUUUGUCUCCGCUGAGCAGAGAUGCUGCCUGAAGGUCGUCAUAAUCCUCUGAGUCCACUGAUGGGAUUAAUGCGUCGGCUGUCCGAUUACACAUGAUUGGCUGUCUGAUGUCAGAUUAUGGAUUAUUGUCCGUGAGAUUAGAUGUUGCACAGAUGAUUGCCUCUUGUGUUAAACAGACUGACUCCUGAGCAUCAUUCACACUGACUGUAGGCAUUACUGUCGAGUUUAUUCUGUGUUUUAAACUCUGAGCGUUCACAAAGGGUUUACCGCUCUAGUAGCAGAGAUUACAGUUGUUUCCCAAAUAACCUUAAAGUGACUAAUUGGGUUAUUCUCGUGUAAUUCCAAUUAAGAUGGCUUUAAGGGGUCAGAUUAUGUUCAAAACUGUACAUCUAAACAGAUUUCUCUAAAGGUCUGUUUAACUGUUAUCUCGAUUCAGGCCUUAUCUACCUGUUACUUCCUAAUCUAGGGAUAUAAAGAAACGGCAGUACAGGGAAGCAAAGCGAGAAUUUGGGGAAGUAUCACUUUCUGCAGAUUCUAAUAAUGUCUUUUAGUCCUAUAUUUCAUUAAGAAAGGUUAAAAAUUGUUGAUAGCACGUGUGAAACUGAGUCAUGUUUCAAUACAGUGUCAAACCAACACUAUCAAAUAAGGAUCACAUGAAUUUAUAUUCAUUUUUUUGGUUGUUUGCUUGUUGCGUAGUCAGGACCAAACUACCCUUAUGAGGCAUCUUACAUGACAUGCAAAAAAACAAUUUAGCUUGUAUUAUUAGGUUAAAUAUUUCACAUCUGCUUUAAGUUUGCGGUGAAUUGUUUUUUGGGACAUCUGAAAAGUCUGAACCCUGAUUUUAAGAAGUGCAUAUCAACCCUGAACUGAACGUUUGUCUGUUUCCUGAGAUUAAAUGAAAACUGGCAAAUUUUUCUGUAUUUAAAAAACAAAAUAUUUCAACUCUGGAAACAUACUUAAAGAUAUUGCUGAGUAACCCUUGUAUUGAACAUAUAUUGUGAGUUUCUUGACCGUUCACAUUUCCUACGACAUGCUGAUCUCCCCCUUUGUUUGAUAUUGUAAUAUUUCAAUAAUGAAAAAGUCCAUUAUAGCCUCCUAAAGGCAGAGCUUUUGAGUUUUCAACUUUAAGGUUUGAUAAAAUUUCAAAAACAGAACUUAAAUCAUAUAGGUAUUCUUUGUCAAAGUUGUUUCUUAUGGAUUAGAGAGUUUGAUUAAAUUUUAACAGAAAAAAACACAUAAAUCUGAUUUUCUGAAGCACGUUUUUCUCCGAUUGUGUCUUCAUAGAUGUUUCUUUUUGUGUUGCAUCACCUCAGCAGUAAACAAUCCAUCAGCGUUUGCCUCUUUAUACUCCAUCAAUAGGAAUAAACACAAACAGCAUGACACAAAUAAAAAGCAUCCAGCACUCAAGGCAGUAUCAGAGCUCUCAGUUUAGUUCGGCGCCUUUUGCUUUUGCCCUGUGUUUUGGCUCCGGUUCAGCUCUUUGAGAUAUAACAAAGCAAGCGAGGAACAUCCUAUUACCACUCUGGCUUCCAGCCCUCAGAGACGCACACAGAAAGUAGGAAGUGUUUGUCUGAAUUGAAGCUCUGUGUGCGUUUUGUGUGUGUGUGUGUGUGGCUGUGUGUUGAGAGCCAGGAUGCUGCCAUGCUGUGCUCUGGUCUGUCUGGUUGAGGUGAGCCGGAGGCCAGCCGAGGGGAGCAGCCAAGUAUGACGGGCGGGCUUCUCUGCUGAGCGGCCAAACUGAAAGACAAGGAUAAGGGGAUAAAGGAUGCAAAGGUGGAGGAGAGACGACGGACUCUGAACGGCCGGCUAGACUUUUGAGUUUACUUUGAAGUCUGUCAGCUGUUAAAUGGACGGGACACCGAAGAGCAAUUGUGGAAAAGCAGAUCCAGAGCCGUGAGCAGGUUUUACCCUGCAGGCUGAGGAGUCAUGGAAAUGGCUUUUCUUUGUAUGUUGGGUAGAAUGGAGGGAAAAAAAAACUAUUGCAGUCUUCCCUCAGGUGUCCCAUGGGAGGUGUUGGGAGUACUAGGGUUACACAUGAACCAUUUUGUACUAAAAUAGAAAGAAAAAAGCAAUCUAUUUGGCAUCAGGUGGUUAUAGAUUCAAGAAGAAGAGUGCUCGAUAUUUCCUCUCAUAUCUGCAUUAUUUAUAGAUCACAGACAGCUCCAUAUAGAGGUCUAGAGGGAUCUCCUUUUACUGAAAAUGCCCGGCUCUUUAUCCUCUGAAUGGGACAGAAUCUCACUCUAUGACGUUGUCUGAUCUUAGGUACUCUUAGACGGAGUAGGGAUGGGAAACAAGAGCCGGUUCUUGUUGAGAACCGCUUCAAAAUGGUUCAAUCCAUCGACAUCGUUUACAUUUUAUCUUAAUGAUUCCUUUCUUCCGGGUGCCAUGAAGUAAGACAGAGUAAUAAACCUUCACAUGUUUUACCAUCAGACUGUGAGGCUCUAGCAGGUCUGGUCACAUGGUUCUUGUUGUUUGGGAGGGCAGUACUCUGUGUCUCAGCAGACCCCAGCAGGUGUGAAUGAAGUCAUGUUGGAGCUGGGGGCGCUGGUCUGGACACGACAAGCUGUUGCGGCCCGUCAUGCCAAGCUCUAAAGAGUGUGGAGGAGAGGCUGUUUCUGUGGGCGUGAGAGAGAGAACAUGCCGAUUUUUUCAGCUCCGGUUGAGUGACGAUGAUAGUGAAAGCCCUUUUUAGUUAGUUAGUGUCCUGACCGUGAGGGAGGAUGUCUCUGUUAAUUAGUAAAAUUGUGCUAACACACUCCUUUAAGAGCCAGGGGAAAGACGGAGAUAGAAAAGAGAAGAGGUGGAGAGAGAGGAGGAGUGAAGACAAAAAAACAAACUCAUAAAGAAGAAAAGACGGAGGAGGUUUGAUAACAGGAGCAGAGGGGCAGAUUUUAAUAUGACUGGAGGUGAGUGUAGAUGGACAGAGCGGAGUUUACAGACAUGAUAGAUGAGUUGAAAGUUUAAUGAUCCCGGUGGAGCCAUCAGCUGCUGCAACACAAAGUAGUAACAGGAUACAUGAAGGAUGAAAUCCUGUGAGUCAGAGUCGAGUGAAAUAAAAUUUUGACUGAAUAAACAGAUCCAAAAGUUCACUCAUGGUCUUCUGGGACGGAGUAAAACGCAUUAGAAAGCGUGGCAACAUUCGAGCAUGACUAUCUGACCUGACAUGACCUGACCUGACUGUGGUGGAAGGGCGGGUUUGGGGCUGAGACAAACACAAACACCGAUCUGCUGCUUUCUUCCUCUGUCCCCUCGGCUCCUCUCCUCUCCCUUCCUUUCCUUUCCUUUCCUUUCCUUUCCUUCCUCUCUCUCUCUACCCGUUGCUUCACUCCCUGUCCUCCCUCUGGAUCCAACCCGCCAGCUGUUUGGCAGUGAAGCUCCUCUUGGACUCAGUCCCCAUACCACCGGUACUCCUUCAGAUCAGCGCUGUGACCCUGAAUAAACCUGUUUCCUGUCGGUCUAAAUGUGCCAACAACAUAUGUAACAUGAUCCGGUAUUAACGCCAUAUUUACAUUUUUGAACAGAACAAAAGGGGUGAAAGAAAAGUUAAUCUAUGUAGAGCAUAGACCUGCAAAGUUGAUUAUUAACUCGUGUCGUAAAACCUCUCAUCGUUUAUCAUCAUUUCUUUCCAGGAAGUAGAAAUCUGAAUCAGUGGAGACAGAAACCGUUUCCAGACGUCUCAGAGUCAUGACUUGUUUAGAUGCAGGGCUUUGGUCAGAGCUGUUGCAGCUGUGUUCACUGUCUGCUGUCUUCCAGGAGUCAGCCUGCCUGUCAACUGUUUAUUAGUCAGUUACUUUAUUAGCCAGCGGACAAAAAUGCAGCCUUCAGAACGCGUGGAAAAUUGGAAGAUGGGGGGAAUUUUUCCCUACGUCUCCAACCCCAUCAUUACACUAAAUCCUCUGCUGGAUUUCUGGCUGCUGUCAAUCUGAGGCUAACUUGUGUAACAUGCUGACAGACAGUAAUGUAGUGUAGAUUUUACACUGACAGAAAUCUGAAGCCUGACCGUGGCGCUCAGCAACUUGAAGGAUCGGUUAAAGAUCGAGUACAGGAACAGUCGGAGAGCAGAGAUCCUUUAGUAAGUCAUAAUUUUUUGAGUUUUAAAUUCACAGAUUAGGCAAAAACUGAUAUUCCACUCUGACAUGUGAGACAGAGUCUGUUUUGGGGAGUCCUCCAGAAAAAGAGAAAGACUCCCUGAUGAUGAUUUCCACUGUGUUCUUCUGCAGAAUCCAAAACAGAGUCAACCUAUGUUUGUAUUCAAAGUUGUAACGCACAGACCAACUGUGUGCAGCUCAUUCGCCUGAAGUCACACCGUCCCUAGUUCUUUUUUUCCCCCUGAAUUAGCAUCUGUUCAACCAAACCAGCACUCUACAUGAUUUCAUACGAAGCGCUGUAGUAUUUAAAUGCACCAUUAUGAUCCAGUGAAGUAAAAAAGCUGAUAAGAAGUGAUCUGAUCUGCAUGUCCUACAUAUCCCAGCAUGCUCUGGGCUGUAAAUUUUCUUUAAACACGUCAGAAAAUCAUUCAUACAGCGUAAAUGUUGAUAUUAGUGGUUGGGCGAUAUGGUGUUUUAGUGGUUGUUGAAGAUGCAGAUGAUGACAGAUCAGGUCAGCUGAUGGCAGAUAUCAUGUAUGAUUGUAACGAUAACAGCCAUUAAAGGGUGGGCGAUAUGGCCUCAAAUCAAUAUUUCGAUAUAUUGAGUUCAUUCAUUGAGUUCUACGGCCAUUAUUUUAUGCUCAUUACAAUCUCAUAUAUGUCAUAGAGUUCAGAGUAUUUAUGUCAGUGUCAAUAUAAAACCUUAUAAUUCCAUGUUAAAGAACAUAAUUUACAUCAAUUUUUGAAUGGAGAUAGAUUGAUAAAUGUUCAAAAGUUGAUAUCCUGGAAAACACACACAAGCAUUAAACCCAACAGUUUGGGCUAAAGGAGUCCUCUGUAGCUUUUUAUACAUUUUAUAUAAGUGUAUUAGUCUUUGGUGACCCUGCAUGGUGAGAUUAUUGCGUCCAACCGUUCCCGUUUUCGACUCUGUGACGUAGAAGUGAGAUGUCUCUCAGCUGAUGUCCUCAUGGUUUCUGUGUACUAAACACACCAGCUGCUUGUUAAACCUGCUCACCUCUGCCACACUGAUGCUAUCAGCUCUGUGGACACUCAAAGAUGGUGUAUGGAGAAAGAGACUCGAGUUUUUAAAGUUGUAGUUGGUCUAAAGUCACUUUUUUUACAGACAGUUUCACCACACUGUAAUAAAUGUGGCUCCUUUUGCCUUUUAGAAACCAGACUGCUGAAUUCCCUUCUUCUCUGACUCAGACUUUGUUUAGGGCUGACUGAAGACUGCUCUUUUAUUCUGCAUACUUAAGCGUUUUCUUGCAGUUACUUCUCCCCCCCUCAGCGACUUUAGAAACCAAAACCCAAACCAUGUAGAGCUAAUCGACAAAUUAAUUCAGGCACAGGGAUAACAUCGAGACGAUUACAGUAUUGAAGACAAAGCUCUCAUUGUGCAGCAGCACCGUGUCCUCUGGUUGUUGGUUCACUUCCAUGUUUAGCGAUGUGGUUCUCUAUCACUGCUGCUUCCCUUAGCAACCAUUGUCAGAGUAAAGAGUAUAAAUCAGCACGAAUGAAUCAAGCACCUUUUGUUCCCUGAUUCUGUGUGUCUGUGUGAUAAUACAGGGUGGUAAUGUUUGCCAAGUUACAAUAAACUGUUACCUCUUCUUACCUCAUUAUGAAGCUGAUUAAUGCACCUUUUCCUUUCUUCAUCCCCACACCAACCUCUCCGCCUCUUCAUCAUUCCUUUGUCCAAAUCCUGCCCAUAAACAUUUGUAUCACAGGGUUAGUCUGCAAGGCCCAAUAGUAAGGAUUUAGAGUUAUCAAAAACUCAUGGUACGAUAAUACCUCGAUAACAAGUCAAUGAUGUGAUAAAUAUCGUGGUGCUAAAGGAAAACACAAAUGGAGACUUGGACAAAACCAUGUUUUUAAGGCUCUGAGGUCUGGUCUAGCCUUUGCCUUUAGACGCUUACAUGUACAGCCAGUAAAAGGCGGGAUAUUUACACCGUCAGACGCAGAAUUUAAGGAAAACAUAUUGGUGAUGUGUCGUGUCCCAAUCCGAUAUUGAUAUUGGGUAUCGGUCCUGGAACAGUCUGUAGACAAUCAUAAUCAUUCAGCUGUUUCACUGGUGUAUAAAAUGCAGACUACAAAUCAAGAAAAUCUGCAAUUUCGUAGAAUCGCAAUUUAAAUUGAAUCGGCAUCCAAAAUAUCAUAGAACAAACGAAUCAGGAGAAAAGUAUAUUGUCCCAGGCCUAUCUGAUUAUUUUGACCUGCAUCUAAAAUCUCCGAUAUCAGCACUCUGAUACAAGCAGUCCAUUCCAGAUUCCGUUCCAGAACCUCUAGCUAGCAUCUGAGCCCACGUAAUCACAACAUCAGUGCGUACUAAGGUACGAACACAGUAGCAAGGAGUAGGAGUGAUGUCAGCCGUGUGGCGGAUUUUUCAUUUAAGUCCGAAAAAGAUGUUGCAGCUGAUUGCAAAACUUGUCCUGCACAAGUUUGUGCCGAUAUCUGAUCAAUAUCAGUAUCGUAUCAGAAGUAAAAUAACCUGUAUCGGGACACCCCUAAAUAUAACGUGAUGUGCAAUCACAUGCUGGGAAGUUAAUAUUGUCCUUUUUUUCUUUUUGUUUGUCCAUUACCUUUUCUUCGUUUUUAUUCCUUGAUGAGCGAAAACCAAAACAUUUCCACACUUACGAUAAAAAAGCUGCUGAAACACCUACCAUUUAAAAACCCGCUCUCUGUCCCUCCUGUUGAAACAAAAAAACACUUUUUGCCAAUAAAACCAAAACUAACCAAAUUAAUCCAAACUCAAAGUCCACUUAAAAGCUCUUAAACACAACUUACAGUCUUCAUAAAUAACUGAGCAACAUAAUUACUUUAGCCGGUCACUUUUUCUUUGUACAGCUAACUCAAACCAAAAGUUAUCCCAAGACAUCUUCAAAAACAAGCCUGUCUAGACCACACUCUUUGUUAGACUUGAAUUAUUUAGCAGUUUGUACAAGCUCAUCACAUUUUCCCCAAAUCCUGGUUGACUCUUCAUGGCUCCCCUUCACCGAGAGAAAACUAGUUUCCCUAAAGUCUCCAGCUGUGUCGUCGCCCCUCAUAGAGGUUGUGACCCUCAAGGUAAUUAUCCGUCUUUGGACUGUGGACUUCCAGGAACAAUCUCAAGGGCUCUCAUAGGUCCCUGCCUCCCCUGCUGAUUUAGCAGUUGAUGUUGUGUACAAGUUACACAAAAGCAGUUUCACCCUGCCGCCCUUAUCGCACAGCUGCAUCUAUUUGUGUUGCAUAUUUGCGCCAUGGUGGUUUGAUAAGUGAAUGUAUGGGAAACACCGGCAGGGAGGAAUUCGGCACAACGCACAUACCAUGAAUAUCAUGUGAAAUUGUGUGCGUAUACGUAGGACGAGCUUAACUGGGACAGCCCCACCCCCCUCUCCCCUCGCUCGCCUCCCCGUCUUUCUUCCCUCCGUCUCACACGCUGCCUGUUUGCAUACGGGGGAAACAAUGUUAAUUCGAGCAACAGAGGAGUUUUCCCAGGCUGUUUAUUUGUCCAAUGAAGCUUCAGAGCCCCAUAAAACUGCUCUGUGCUGCUCACUGCACACAUUAGCACACACACACACACACACAAACACACACUCUUAUAGCCGCUCUGCAUGGAGGGUUUCUGGUUACCUUGGUAACCUGUCCAUGAAGUGUUCAGUAAACCCCCCCUGGUUACCGCGGGUACCCCAGACCUUCAUAUUUCAGGUAGUCAGAGCUCUGAAUAAAGGAUGUGAACACACUGAGCUGCGGACUGACUGACCCUGAGCAGAAAUUUUCCACUUUCAUCCGACAAAAGGAAAGACUUGUUCAAUUUUUGGGGUAUAAAAAACAGAGAUCUGAGUCAGCUAUAAAUAUCCCUAAGAGGGGACUUCUUCCCUAUGAGUAUGACAACAGUCGUCUCAAACAGGACUCAGGUUUCCAGUCUUUUAUGAACUGGUCUGAACCCACUUUGUGACCCACUAUUGUCUCCCAGAAUAGUAUUAAACAAACAUGGCUUUGUGUUUUUCUAGGCUAGACCGGCCAUUGUUCAUUGAAAACCCACUUUAAUGUUUGUAAACUGUAACUGGAAAGUGUGUCACGUUGGCACUGACACAAUUGGAGCUGAAAACACGCUGUGAAAGCAGCAGGUAGUUAUGGUUUCGUCAUCACCUCGGAAUAAAAACUAGAGGCAUGUAUGUGAGUGUUGUAAGCUGUGGUGCAGCACUGCAGCAGACUGUAAAACCUGGACAGGGACUGGACACGCAGAAAAGAAAUUAAGGGUGAGUCUAGAGACUGAAAGGACCUGCUGUAUUAAUCAUUCAUUUAAGCUCUGACUUUGAUAUUUUGGCUUUGUCAGUAUCUUAAAGUCGGAGCUUACCACUUUGCCUGUCAUGUGGUGCCGUCUGACCUAUUUAACCACUUUGUGAGCGUCUGCUGGAUUUGCACAUCAUCAUCCGCUCCUAUAUGUCGGAAUAAGCCGUAUAAAUGUAAAGUACAGCUCACACACGGCAAGAUAGAGAAUAGGAGGGAAGGCGAGGCAAGAUUGCACAUCUAAUUCACCAGGAAACAAGAGCAUCAUGAGGAAGAGAACAUCUAAAAAUGAGUCAAAACAAGACAGAAAAUCAGAAUGAAAAUAAAAUGGAAAAGGAUGGAAAAGUAGGAAAGCAGUAUUUUGGAUAGGAGAGCUUUAAUCUGCUGACAUUCUGAUUGUGAUAUCGUGCGUAAGUUUAAAAUGAUAGUGUAAAAUAGGGCUGGGUGAUAUGGCCUCAAAUCAAUAUCACGAUAUAUUGAUCAGUUCACCUCAAUAACGAUAAAUGGACGAUAACUACUCCAACUGGAUGGGGUGGAGUCACAUCUCUGACGUAGGACAGCGUCUUAAAGGGACAUGAGACCAUAGCCUACCUACACACAUCCUAAACAAACUUUUAUUUAUUUAGUUUUUUGACACCUAAUAUAUGGAUAUGGGCAAAUUGAUGUUGGUUAUUGUCGUGAAUUUAUCGCCCAGCCCUAUUAACAUCUAAACAUGAGCUAAAACAUGCCAGUAAAUCGGAUAGAAAAUAAAGAGUAAAAAUGGAAAAGUAGGAAAGCAGGAUCUUGGAUAGUUGGAUAUUAUCUUCUCAAACCAGAAACUGACUUCGAGAGCUUUAAGCUGUUAAUAAUCUGAUUGUGAUAUCAUGAUAUCCCAAUCAUGACAUCAGUGUUAGUCUGAAAAACUAUGAGAAGCUGAGGUUUAAGAGGAACUGAGAGUUUGACUUGGCCUGCAGUCUUCCAGGAUUUUGUUGUUCCAGAUAAGUGGAACAUAAAAGUUUCAUCCGUUUGUUUGCUUGUUAAAAACAUUGCAUCUGUUUUUCUUUUCUUAAAGAGGGAUCAGCAGAAACUCAGGUCUGAGCAGCGUCUCUUCUGUACAUCUGUAAAAGUACAGCUGAGGUCAGAAUCAAAGGGGAGGAUAUCAGUUUUUCAGAAACUUCCGGAUUGGAUCUGUUUGACUCUACAGCCGUUGUAGGUCGUCCAGUGUCUUAUUUUUGUCCCUUAGCAUAAAAAGUUUUUGUCUCAGACCAUCCUAACUCAUAAGUGUAGUAGUGUAGCAAUGACUGUAGCAGUUUUACUACACCCGAGCUCAUACCUGCUGUCAUAAAUUAGUCACAUGAGACGCAGUUAAAGGUUAAUCCGUAUGAUACACAUUUACAGGGAGUGGACUGGCUGACCAGUGCAUGCUCAUGGGGGGAAAUAAAGAUGAAGAUCCUCAUAGACAGGGCCGAGAUUCACAGUCUGUGUGUCACAUGAUGAGGACGGGCAGGCAGGAUGUGAAGGGGCAUUCACCAUGUCUACAUGCUUAUUUAUACCAUGGUAAAGACGAUCUGAGGAGAUAUUUCCACUGAAUACAGGCGCUAUUUUUGUAAGCUACUUCAUGAAACUCGUGCUGGGUACAAGGGAACGUUGUACAGAAUAUUCCACUGAGUCGAAACAUCUCCGAGACACGAGUCAGAGGGAUUCUGGGGGACUAAUGAGGGGUUUCUCCGAUUUAAAGAUCUCUGAACGCAGCGUCGUCAUUUUACGGCUACAAUCUAUUGAGUACCCAAAGUAACAAGGUGGGUUAGGGUUAGGAUUAGAAUAAAAUAAUGCAAUACAAACACUUUAUCCAGAAUGAAACUGCUGAUUUGAAUUUUAAUCUGAAGGUCUGGUGCAUUCCGUUGGUUUUCUGCAAGAUGAUGGUGCCAGACUGGUUAGCCACCAUUGGAAAAGUGCUUCCAUUACUGUGUCACACUGCUGCGAUGUUCUGCUACUGAGGGCGUGUUCGGGUUUGUAGCUUGUAAAGGCCAGAUUGAUCAGGAUAGAUCAUACCCCAUGUAAACAGAAGACAGUUUGAAAGAUUUUAAUCUGAAUAGCAGCAAUCGGUCAUGCAAACCCACUUUUUGAGACUCCACCUUUAUAGUAAACAAAAUAGUUUGAUAUUUGUUAAUUUACUGUCCUGUAGAUGCUCAGAUGUGAAGAUUGAUGAUACCAUGUAGGGCUGGGCGAUUGAUUGGAUUUUAAUUUGGAUUACGAGGUGUCGAUGUCAAAUUCUGAGUUUUAAAUAAUUGUGUUAUCAAUAUAAUUCAAAAGAGUUGUGAUGAUGACUUUUUGGCUUAAUCAAGCAGCUCUAAUGCCACAUUAUAGAGUUAGUCUGCAUGCUAUGAGCUAGGGAUGGGCGAUAAAUUAUCGUUCACGAUAUAGCGUCAGAAAAAUCCUCCAUGAUAAAUAUUUGCCAUCUCAUGAUAAAUGCAAGUUGAUGGCAUAAGCGUGAGUGACGGACUCGCAGCCAUAGCAGAAUAACAAACAAACAUGGCCGACGGUGGUGAAUAGGGUUGGGAAUCGAGAAUCGAGAAUCGAUGGGAAUCGGGACUAAAACUUCGAUUCUUCCGGUAUCGUUCAAAUAUUAAAAUUUCGAUUCCAAGUUUCGAUGCCAGAGUCCGCCGACCGGAAGAAAUAGCCGCCGAAAAUCAACGAAGAAGAAGCCGCUUAACACCAAUGAGGACGGAGCGUAUGAGACGAAGCCACACAGAGAGACAGAGAGAGAAAGUACAUUGUAACCCACAGCAAUGCAGCAGCUGUGGGUUACAUGUAAUCUCUCUCUGUCUCUCUCCUCUCUCUGUGUGACUUCGUCUCAUACGCUCCGUCCUCGUUGGUGUUCGGCAGCUUCUUCUUCGUUGGUCAAAAGUUUGGCUAACUUUAGCAGGAAGAAUGAGCUCUUAUCUCAAUGCAACAUUAACAAUACAGUUAUAUCAUGCAAAGGAGGGUAAACGACCAACGUGAUUAAACACCUCAGGAUUCAUGGAGGAGAAAUACCCGAGUGCUCGUCUUUGACGCGCUUCGCCGGUGUUGUGCCAGAGAAUGCACCCCUGCUGUUGAAUGCACCCCUGACGGGAGCGCGGUUGAAAGUACACAACAAGGCGAAACAAUCCAAGUUUUUCUUACCGUUGAACGGAAUCUAAAGCGUGUGCCUUUAAUGAUUUCAUUCAGGCUAUUCAGAUAUGCCGAAAACAAUAGCCCUCUGAUUCGGAAUAUUUACUGUCCUGAAAAUAUAAUGUUCUCUACCUUAACAGCUUACUCUACAGUUUAUAUACCCAAGUACACCUCUAUGUGUGCAUUUUUGAGACACAUACAAACAAAACGAAAGUUUACUGCUCCAUUUGACACGUUUUCAUGAUCUAAUACCCGUGUUUUAUUAAAUAUGAGAUCAUAUUUCUUCCACUAAGAAGCUAAUCAGUGAAGGGGAGGCAUUCUACGGCAGGGGUGCAUUCUACAGCACAACACCUGUCUUCCGCUAACCAGUCAGGAUCAGAUAAGUGAAACAAUAAAUGACUUCUGUCCUCUGCUAACUUUGAAACGGUAAAGAAAUUGAACUGAGUAAACUUAAAUAUCCAUCUAACGUUAGCCCUUGUGCUUUUUCAUAGACAAACGACCUGAAAACAAAAAUUGAUAUUUAUAUACUGGUUGAAAAUAGCUCUGUGAGAAAUUCAUAGUAAAGUUCUUAAAAAGUUAAUAGGAUUUAAAAAUUCAUGGAGAAGUUCAGAAAUUUCAUCCAAAAAGAAGAGCCCCGGUUAGCACCCUCAUUCAAACCAUGCUUUUUUCUUUCUUUUUUCUUUUUGAUAUCCUGCCUUUUAAAAGAAUCGAAUUAGAGAAUCGAUAGGAAUCGGAAUCGAAAUGAGGAAUCGAAAUUGGAAUCGGAAUCGUUCAAAAUCAAACAAUACCCAACCCUAGUGGUGAAGAAGAUGUUUCUUCGCAGCUCGUUACUGUCGAGGCUUCACAUGAGGGAUUUCCUUCAAGAUUGUGGCUUAGAUGACUGCAAUCAGGUCUGCCUGACAUCGGAGAGUGGAUCUGUUACUGUUCACUCUGUGUAAUAAGAAUUUUUAACAAAUGUUAAAAAUGUUUUUACCUUUGAGAUUUGUUUGAUGUCAACUUAUGUUCUCAAGACAAAAUGAGUAAAAAGUAUAGAUUGGAAUUAUAAUAUUUUUAUUGGGACUUUUCUUGUUAUCGCCAGAAUGGCAAAUCUUAUCAUGAUAACUUUCUUAGUCCAUAUCGCCCAUCCCUACUAUGAGCUUACCUGUUUCAAACACAGUAACUAAACUUAUUAGAACUCCCAAACUGAGUUUUAACUCCCACUUGUUGCUUUACUCGUCAAAAGUUACUUCACUGUCAGAGCUGAGUGACCUCACACUGACUUGUUCAUCACCUAAAAAUACUCAGAGCUGUCAGCACGCUGACCAAAAGUGUCAUAGCCUCAAGUCGACCGCGUUAACCAUCAUAAACAGUGUGGGGAAAAGGUGUCGGAGUCAACACACACUGACACACACACACACAAACACACAAACACUGACACACACUCACACAGCUGGAAGCCUCAUGCUGAACCCCAGCUGUGAGGAGGACACUCGAGUGUGUGGUUCGAUAAAUCAGAUAUCCUGCAGGGUUUUUUCUUGUAGAUGAAUAAGCUGUUUGUUUGUGUGCAUCUGUGUGUGUGUGUAAACAGGCAUGCACAUAUGGUCUCAUGAUACAUCUCAGUGGAUUGUUGAGCAGAUACGGUAAUCAUCACAUCCUGUUCUUUCAUAUCGGACACACACACAGGAAGUGCUGAAACAGAUCGAGCUUGAAUUAGCCAUCCUUGUGUGUGUACACAAGUGUGUAUGUGUGAGUGAGUGUGUAACUAACAGCCCAAUUAUUUCUGUAUCCCAGUCAGCCUUGCGGAUAGAUUUUAAGGACUUUUAGCUUCUUAUUAGAAAUCACAUGUUGGGAGUAAAACAGCCUCAGUUCUUCUCUUAAAAUUUAAAUGUAAAAAAGAUUGAAGAAACUUUAAUUUAACAGAAAAAAGAAAAACUUUUUUGAUUGUUUCAUAGCAGUUAUUUUUUGAGACAUAAAUAGCAUAAAACGCAAAUUUGCAUGACUUUGCAGGAAGGUGCUGGAUUUAUUUGACGUCUCAUUUUGCUCUCCCUCUCUGUCCUCUCGGCUCAGUGAGUUACACCUGCAACACAAAAGGCACAGAUAUCAAGGGUUUUGUGGUUGAGUCCUCACAUUAUUUUCAUGUAGAUCUAAAUUAGUUUGCUUACUUUUCUGACAGGUUAAAUGUCCAGCUGAAUUGUUCCUGUAAAGAUAGUUUAAAAGUCUUAAAAUUAGAGCUUUCAAGUUUAAGGUCAUAAGACUUCCUAACAAGUCAAAUUUCUUCGUGACAAUCCAUGUCACUUAAGUGUAAAAUAUAAAGGGAGUGUUUGCAGAGACAAGAGAUGCAAAAUGGGCCUUUUAACCAUUUUUCCAUCAUCCUGGUAAUCUGGGUUCACUGCGUGGCAGAGAGGGGAGCACCAGGUUUGGGGAAACAGGGCGACCUUUCAGUUCGUAGAUGAGUAACCUGCCAAAUUUGAAGAUAAGCAGCUAAUAAUGCUAAACUGGCUAAGAAACAGUCGGCUUUUGUUUUGCAACAGGCCAACACCUGGACUGAGAACAGGUUAUUGAAUGUACGUCCAAGUUUGGGAUAACAAACUCUGACGGAUUUUACCCCGGGUGCUGAAUCAAUAAAUCAAUUAUUUAAAUACUGUGGUGUUGUUUGGUGACAGUUAAACAUGCUUCAGUCAGACUGUGCAGAUGCAGAUUUGAGUUUCUUGUCCUGAAGCCCCGAGUUAACCUGGAGCCACCAUAAAACCUCCAUCACUCACUUCAGUAUUUCAACAGCUGACCGCGCCCACUGUUUGUUAAACAUGGAGCCUCAGAUCAUCCAGCACAGUGACCCAAAUGGUUGUAAAUGUCUGAUGUUUGCUGCAUGUAUAAAUAAAACAGAGCAGAGUUAGGAUUGACUGUAAAUGAAUUUGUUUUCACUUAAUAGAAUCUAUUUACAGAUUCUACAUUACAUAUAGAAGAACGAGUACUCAGUCCGUCAGAUUUAUUUACCUCUGUAAACAGAAAUCUUCAUGCAAACAGCUCACAGGUAAUUCUAGGUCAAAUAUCAGCCUGAACAGACUCAGAGUAAACCUCUUUUCUCCCUCCUAAAACCUGCCGCUCGUACUUUAAACCUUUUCAAACUUGAAAUUCUUCGAGCAAAUGUCAUCCUGAAACUUAUCUUUCGGAUAAAAAGAUCAUUUCACAAAAAGAGCUCACACAGAAAUUCAUGCCAAAGCACAGAACUCCUCUGUUUCAUCCUUUUACAAUCAAGAUAGGAACCCAGGAAAUCCGCUGGCUGACCUUCAGUGUCAGAGGGUCGACCUCACAAAAAGAGAGCAGCAGGCUGAGACGAGGAGGGUCGGAGUCAGCCUGAGACAGACUAAUGGAUCCAGAUCAAAGGCUCAGUCUGACAUUUACAAAUAAAGCAGGGGGAGGAUCCAGAUUUUUAUUGGACAUACCAAGAUAACAGCAGUCGUCUGAAACUCAUUUUUGAGGGGGUAAGACUUCAGGUGUUUAAAUCAUUGAUAAUAAGCGGAAUAAUCACUUUGUUAAGUCCCUUUAAAAACCAACAAUAAUAAAUGUGUAUAUGCUAAAAAAACGAGCCAUUCGAGUCAUUAAAAAGUAGUUUUUUUAAUCUACCUGCUUUCUUUUUAUAGACCCUUUAUAUCCAAUGAAAAACUGAUAUUUGACAGAUAUAAAAACAGAAACUUAAGAAGACUUUCAGCUCUUGGAUUCACUGAGGUGGACUGUCUGAAUAGUUUUGUUCACCCCUGAUUUUCAGGUUAAGACAUUUGCAUCUGAUUGGUUGGAUUAUUUUGGUUUGGUUUUACUUUCCUUUGUAUGAAAGAGACGGACAGAGAAAGAAAGAGAGAGAGAGACACUGGUCAGACCUGCUGCACUGAGCAAUUUAAGUUGACCAACAACAUGUUUGUAAUGUAAGACAAGCCCCCCCAAUGAGAUCAGGGUCAGCGAGCAGUUCAGUUUGCAAACUAGGACAAGACGACAAAGAAAACCUGCGGUGUAAAAACAGUCAUGCAUCAGGCUUAUCUUGGUUUGAUGCCCAAGUGUUUGAGGUUGGUUUGACUCAGUGCUUGCUGGGACACGAUCAUAUCUGCAUAAGAGGAUAUAUCUAUUAAGAUGUCCAAUCAUCUGUCUCUCUUUCGGUCUCUCCCUGGUCGAACCAGUCUGUCAGGCUGCAUGUGCGUAUGUGUGUGUGUGAAGAAGGGGACGAGCUCGACAAUGACAGGGAUCGGGUUGCUAUGAAACCUGACGAGCUACCCACAUACAGGAGUGCCCAGGUGUCCUUGUGUGUGUGAGAGAGAGUGUGUGAGUGUGUGUUUUCCACAGACGGAGUAGUAAACAUAGUGGGGCUGGCCUGGAGUAAGGCCCACGGGUGUCGGUGGAUUAGGAUUGCCUUAACAGUUAUUAAUGCGUCUGGUAAAUCCUUUAAGGACUUAACCUGAUUUUCAUGCAUAAUUACCCUGACUAAAGAACAAAAUGUCUUAAACAUGCUUGAAUUUCACCUCAGCGGCCUUAAAAAUCACAGAACCGUCAAGUGAAUCUGCACUGGAACAGUAAGGAUAGAUGAUUCUGUAUUUGCAUUAGGAUGUAAUAGACAGAGGUUUAUACUGGAGGACGUGUAAGAAAAAUCUCUGUCCAUGUCAGUAAAUGUUUGUCUCAUGGGAAAGAGUCACCUCCUCAGCUUCUUUUUGACAAUUUGUGUUCUUACUUCACACAUGACCAGCCGUUCAUGUUUUCCUUCUGAUACCAAUGAUCUUAAAAGUACCUGCUGGUGACAUUUUGGUCUUGAUGUGAUAUAUUUAAGGUGUUAUGAACUAGGGCUGGGCGAUAAACCAAAAAUUUACCAAUACCGCAAUUUACGACAAUGAUUCAAACAUUGUAGCAGCUGAAGUCGAUGAAGUUAAUGUGGGAGGGGGUGAGCAGCUUGUGGAGUAGUUAUUGUCCAUUUAUUGUUAUCAAGGUGAACUGCUCGAUAUAUUGUGAUAUUGAUUUGAGGCCAUAUCGCCCAGCCUUAUCAUGAAGGCCCUGAAGCUUCCCUGAGGAGCUCUUUUCACGCCUGUGAAAUCAGAUGAAAUUCAUGUCGACGCCUUUUCAUAAUUUCCAAAAGCAAACGAAACCAGCAGCGACAAAACUGACGAUUUUAUAUUGUUAUUUUUAAAGCCUUAAACUACUGUGAGGGGGGUAGGUGUCAGCUGAGCAGACUGCUUUGACCACAAGGGGCGCCAAACCAAAAGCUCCUUUCGGGUGCUUUAAGUUUUAUUUUAUUUGAGUAGUUGAUAUUGCGAAUUUCUGUAGCGCUGGCGAUCAUGAAAUACUUGAAAUUGUGCACGCAGCUCUUUCUGUGGAGGAAGCAGGUUUUUUCUUCCUUCUAAAAUACUAAAAUUCACUUGAAUAGUAGGGCCCGAGAAAAUCAACGAAGCACUUAAGGUUUUUGGGUCACUAUUGGACUAUAAACACCAUUUUUAGUCUUGUGCAUCUCUAUCUUCAAAUCCCAUACUGCCGUUCUGUGUUAGAAAUCUCACAGAACGUCAUGAUUUUUCUCGCUGAUUCAUUUUCACACAACAUUACGAUCAUUAGCAGGUGAAGACAUCCUUUAACAUGAUAAAGUGUCCAGAUUCAGAAUAUAAGGUCUAGGCUUACAUUAGGAACAAGAGGGACUGUGUGUGAGCAUGACGGGCCUCAGGAACAGAGAGUGUAUUGUGGUUAAGCAGGUCAGAUGAUAGAGUCACUGACAUCCAUGUUUAUUAUCAACACAUGACACACAUGUGUACUGCGUGUCUCUCACUCACUGCUUCAUUUCUGCCAACCAGGUGUGAUUGUAUUCACAGUCAGCAGAAAGUUUAUUAUGCUCUGACAAAGUCCGGAGUGGUUAGACCGCCUCUAGAGGUCGAUAACCUCACUUAUCAGGGCAUGGAGGACUUCGACUGAAUGUGUGUCAAAUCACUUCUCUGCUGUUUACUAACUUGUUGGAGUAAGAGCUCAGCCGUGUCCCUGGAGAGGUUUCUGGAUGACCUUUUCAGAAAUAUUCAGCCUGAUGCUGUGAUGAUUUAGCUGAACUGAGUCCACAGUGGCAGGGUUGGGUUAAUGUUUGACCCCAGUCCUCAGAUGGCUGGGGUCAAACAUCUACACACAUGAUUUAAGACCUGUAGGGCUGUAAAGUCCUAGUCAACUCAUUGGUCGAUACGUGCUGGGUUGACCAAAAUUCUCAUUGGUCAACUCCAUUUUUUUCAGCGUGAAUUUAGAGUCCAUGGUUAAUUUCAUCAGGAGGAAUGUACCAAGUUCUAAUGGGGGUGUUUUCAGAGCACCCCUAUUUCACAGGUAACACCCUGUCUCAGAACACCCCCCCUUGUUUACACCAUUUUGGAUUCGCCCAACCCAUUGGAGACAGGAAGACUGAAGAGGGUCCAUGUUAAUCAACGUCUGGUGGGCAGAAUGUUUUUUCGUCGGAUGGUAGGGGAUAUAUGUACUAUCAGCACAAGAAGGUAAUUAAACACAAAAGUUAAAACGCUUAAAAUAAAAAUAAAUAUUCAGCAAACCACCAGACGUGAUACAUUUUUUCUCAGGAUGGUAGGGGAAGGCCCCGCCUCCUUUGCCUCUGAUUGGCUAGAAGUGCUGGGCUCUGAUUGGUUAUUCCUUAUGGCUGUGAAAUGUCAACUUCUACUGGGUUAGGGUUAGGGUUGGGAGAUUCAGAAUUGCUUUUUGAAGCGGUGGUUUGCUGAAUAUUUAUUUUUAUUUUUAGAAAUUUAACUUGACUUUUGUGUUUCAUUGCCUUCUUCUGCUGAUGUUAGUAUAUUUUCGCCCCGAUGAGCCACGUUCCACCGAGUCACAUCGUCCCCUGCCGCAGAGGGGUUUGCCGUCAGAGUCGGAAAAACCCCUCAUUAGUCGAUUUUUGGUCGAAAACUUCAGGGUUUCAGUGGACCAAGAAUUUCUUUGGUUAGGGUUCGGGUUAGACCUGAAUGUGUGAUAAAAAGUGUGUCUUAGUUAAAUAUGAUUCUGAUGUGGGAGUUUGGUGUGAGGCUGAGUUUAAAAGCAGCGAAUCAAUAUUUAAAACCUCUCGAGCGGCGACGUGACAAAACUCUGACUUGGAUACAGCCCAGUAAAGAUGUGUCAGCUGUUAGCGAAGUGUUAAUCUGAGUAAUCUCUGAGAUAAUCAUCCACCUCCGUCAGUAAACAACACAUAAACUUGGAAACAGGAGCUUCAGCUAUUACAUAAGAAGAAGGAACACCCAGUUAACCAACUUAACUGUUUGAUGUGAUACGAGAAUAACAAAAGAUGAAACUACUCACAGGAACACUCUGUGGAUGCAAAGAAAACCAAAUGAAGUGUGAUUAAUAUUCGAGUUCCUGUCUGCAAGAGUGACACCGAUCCUGAAUCAUUUUUUAAUCCGCUUAAAUUAUCUGUAAUUUGAUGGAGUGUGAAUCACAUAUUUCCUCUGAGACUUGUUUGUAAAGCUGCUUUAGUCUGUGUUUGUGUAGUGCUGCAGAGAGGCAGAGGUUUCCUUUACUGUAAAGGUAGAUCCUGCAGGGCAGAGCAAAUAUAGGUAGGUGUGUGUACGAGUGUGUGUGUGUGUGUUUACAGGGUGUAGAUUAAACAGUGUGUAAACAGCUCAUUUAGACACUGAAGUAAUUUCGAUGACAGAUUUGCUUAGACAUUAGGGAGCGUUGGCUCGAGUACCAAAUAAUUAUCUACGUAUAGAAGCUAAAAAAAACAAUUAUGAGUUCACACAGGAGUUUGCUGAGCGAUAUGAGACAAUCAACAGAGUUAGCCAGAAGUCAAAGUGUUUAUGUCUGGAUUAAAGGAGCAACACGGUCAAAUAAAAUGUCCAAGAGUAGGGUUUAUUUAAAGGAAACGACUCAGAGAAGAACAUGGCGAAUGAGGACCACAUUUAUCAUCACAGGUGCUCCAGUGUCACUUUACCAACAGACAAAUCUGACCGCUAGAUGAAAUGAAAUAUUCUCAUCUUUACACUGUAAUCAGCAGCUUUUUACCCCCCUCAGUUUGUGUUUGUUUAAUAAAACUCUAUUGUGUAAAUGCCUCUUUGGCAGUGAUUAAAAAAGGAAGUAUGAUACAUGUUAACUUCUGUGUAGAAAAGGCAGUUUCCAAUGAAUUUAACAGUGUACAUGCUUUUAUUUUGAAAGAGCAAAGAGGAAACCUUGAAUGAUGACUUUCUGGUUAAAAAGUGAUUCUAUAAUGUUAGACUUCAAUAUUUUAUCAUCUGUUUUAUUUGCUUCAUCUCCAAUAUCAUCACCUGAAAAUGGCCAAUGCAGAAUCUUAAAAGCAAAAGCUUCAUUUUUUUUCCUUUUAGAGGGUUAAAUCUGAGACAAACCAACAUUUAAAUGUCGUCCAGUGCUGCAGGGAAACCUCAGCAUGUAAAUUGAAUUUCGUUACCAUCGGUAUGUUAACGUUGUCUCAAACUAAGAUGGUAUGAACUUGAUGUAAACAUAACAGUUCGACCAUCUGGGAGGAAGCCUUCUCCUCGUUCAGACCAGGUGUUAAUCUCGCUUGGAGCCUGGAGCAGGUUGAAAAAAAUCCAAAUCUGGGCCGUUUCUAUAGUAACAACUUCCACAGCUUAUAUAGGGGCCACACUUUGAUGGCGAUCAGAGAGUAAGCUGUCUUUUCCUCCUGCCUGCAGAACACAGAGGAGGCUGAGGGGGGCUGGAGUCAACAGCCUGCCAGUGCUGCUGUCUGUUUUGCCCAUAGAAGGCAGUUGGAGACUUUACAACAUUGUUUCAGCUACAAAUCCGAGUCUAUUCAAAUCCAGAUGCUCUCAGGAAGGGAAAUAGAAAAGUGUGUUUGUGUAGUAUACACAGGUAUUUGUGCUUACCUCCCGGUGCUUUGGUCUCGACCCAAAGUUCAAAUAGUUGCAGGUUUGCUCUUUGAAAAGCUCCUUGAGUGGCUGAAAAACAAUCAAAUAAGACCUUUAUUGAACCGAAUACCUCGUUAAAACUCGAACAGAGUGCCAAGUGUUUACCCGCAUUUGCAGACUCUUUAAAUCCAAAUUCAUAAAUGGAGCUUUUAUGUGAGUUUAUAUUUAGGAGACUUUUCAGGACUAAAGCUCCUAUGAGGGACUUUCUGUCUGCUUUGACUUUGGCGCCCCCUGUGGACGAUGUGUUAACCCUUUUUUUUUAUGCUGAUUUUGUCUAGUCCUUGUUAAGUGUUGUUUAUGGACAAAAAAACUGUCAAUUUGUCAACUUUUUACAGUUUUAUUGUCUCUCACUCUGAUACCAGCUGUGGGAAAGUCACAAAGGUUAGUCCUCAGGGUUCCCGCCCUCUCACAGCAGUUACAGGAAUUAAGUUUAAUAACCAAGAAAUCGUCAGUCUGGACAGUGAUGGUCUCAUUUCCUUUAGGGACACAUAACAGCUCAUUUCAGUCUGUUUCAUAACUGAUCAAAAAUCCCUCACAGGAGCGAGAUUUUAUAAGAUUCCUGCAUCAUUAUCUGUUCAAACUCAAUCUCGUAUUAUGUUAAAUAUGACCACAAAAGUGCAACAGGUACGAGGACUCUGCAAAUACAUUGAAAAGUAAAAUAACUACCAACACAGUAUGACAUCUGUUAUUUAAUUUAAUAUCAUUUACACGUUAUAAUGAAUUCAGAGGGUAAAAUAAUGAAUGGAUUUCUGUUGUUUACAGUCGAGGAUCAUCACACACCGAUACAGACAUGCACUCCUAUCCAAUAUUCCUCGUGUUUUUCUUACCUCCCCUCCCAGAAUCCCUCUCCUAAUGCCAGCCUCCCCCCUCCUCUCCCACACACACACACUGGAGUCCUGUGUACUCCCUACAUCCUCAUUCUUGGAAGGACCCAUGUUUCGCGGUUGUUUUUCGAAGAAGAUGAACACAGAUAGAUAGUCAACACAUACACAGACACACAAACACACAGAGCAGACAGGGCCGGGGGGUCUUUAGGGUGAUGCCAGUGUUUCAGACAAGUUGACAUUUCCCACCCAGUCCCUGCCAUGUGUGGGCGAGUCUCUGAGUGAGUCUGUGAUAUGUGUGUGUGAGCUGUGCUCUGGAAUGCCUCAGUGAUUAAUCUUUUGUCCUAGCAGCAUUUUCUAUGCUAAUUACCUGCUCGCUCUCUUGGAAUGCACUCAGGCUGUCUGGCUUUCUGAUUGGCUGAGAGGAGGCAGUCUAGCUCUGUGAUUGGUUGCAGGCCGUCAACUUCAACCCUCCUCCUCUGGGGGCCAACAGACUAAUUUAUUCUCUUACCCCGAGAUUGAAGCUCAUUAAGACGGUGGCUUUGUGAGGGAGAAACUCAGCAGAGGUAGAUGUGACGUGACCCAUUUUUGAGUGUCAACCUAUGAGGGAAACAAACGUAAUUUUGUUGUGGUGGUGUGUCAAAGUAGGCUUGUGCCAAUUAAAAAGUUCAACACUCAGUUAUUUUUGGAUUGUACAUAAAACCUUUUUUUAUGACAGUGUUGAACUGGUUUCCUACUGGAACCUUGUGCUUCUGUCUGUGUUCCGUUUGCUUACAUAUCUGUUUGCUUUGAAGCAGGACUAAGUACUAAACAUGUUGUUGCAAAGUCAAUGACUUUUCUGCAGGGAUUUGUGCGUCAAGUCCACAAAAUUAUUUGUUACCUUCCCUUUUACUAGUUUUCAGCAGAAUUUGUUGCUGAAUUAGUGGAACUGAUCCCGCUCAGAUGGUGUGUCCGGUUCACCCUGGGACAGCUAACCAGUAUCUCCAGUUGGAGAGUUACGGGCAAAACCCACAGGGUCCAAAACGGUUGCGCUCUGCUCCGGCACGGCCAGCGAAUGUGAGUCAUUCCACACAAUCUAUCCGGCGUCUGAUUUAGCCAUUUAGGAAGGCGCUGCCAUGAUGCCAGUGAUGCGCUCUGCUACCUGGAGGUUUACAAAGAUGACAUCUUGUAGUGUGAGAAUAUUCGGUAGAAACAGCUGCAUUCAGUGCAUCAUUCAGUAAUUGCACUCUUAGCCAUAGUUGCACAUAGAAGAUUCCUGCUCUAGAGGUUCUGCAGAUCCUGAGAUGAACACUGAUGCAUCUUAAUGAACUCCAAAACCACCUCAUAGUGUUGACUUGAUUUACGUCCUACCAGAAAAAUACAAAACAGCCCUUUAAAAAUAUUUCUGAUCGCAUCACUCUCUGGAGACUUAAGUUGUGCAUUAAAGGAACAAGGUGAGAUUUUUGGUUAAAAACACGACCUCCACAAGUUUAGGACAAAAAAAGUGAAGAGAUCUAAUAGACUGCAACAUUAACACUAUUAAAAAGUUCCUGACAGGAGCUUUAAAGACCAGCACUGGUGAGCCCAGAACAUUUUGUACCACAGUCCUGAAUCAGUGUGAUAUAAGCUCGGUGUUACUGUUGUUUUCGUCGUUGCAUCUUUUCCUGCGAUUAUGUGACAGGAUGUUGUUUCCGCUCCUGAUAACUCGGCUACUGGUGCAUCUUUCUGUUCUUAUCAGUGACCAGCUGAGAUGAAGUUUCUUGUCUUUUAAGACGAGAAAAAGGUGAGAAACUUUGCUCAACCUUUCAGACACUUAAAGCCUUCAGAGUGAUCCUAAUCAGCACUUUUUUUAUGUGUGAUUUACUUUGCACACGGAAGGAUCGUUAUCAGGUAGUGUUUCCUUUGUUGAGCUCCUUGUCCUUGCGCUCUGGUCAAUUAAUAACCAACUGAAGUGACAGACUAGUCAGACUUUUAUUGUUCAGCUUCCUCAAUGCUGCAGCGGACAAAGACAGACUUUAAACACCUGUCUGUGGUUUUGUGACAUUGAUCCGUUUAGGAGAAAAUCACAUCUUUAGACCUCUUUAGUUGUACACACUGACUGUAACAGGAACAUAUAUUAGACAGCUUGUUUUUUAUUUGUAAGUCGGCAUCUGCUGGUCUCAUCAUGUACAGUCACUUCCACAGUCGGAGGCCUGGAUGCCAGAAAAAUAAGCUGCUGCACUCUGUAAAUAGGAUCAGUAAAAGUGCAGGUGCUGCAGCAGCGUGGGUUACCAGAUUCUCAGCUCUGCUUAAACCAUCCUCCUCCUCCUCUUCUUCCUCCUCCUCCUCCUCCUCCUCCUCUCCGUCUUCAUCCUCCCACUUUUUUUCCUGUGAGCCCAAAGAUGCUGUCAUUCCCCCAGCGAGCCAGUCUGCGCUCAGCUUCGCCACAAACUCCAGCAUGAGCUCAUACUCGAUUACUUAUUCAUAGGCUCUGUCACAAAGGCUGACGCAACCACAGACAGACAGACACGCUGGCUAAAAAGGAGGUGAACGGGCCUGUUAGCAGGGGCCAGGAAGCUAACAGACAGGCUGGCAGGCGUUCAGACGAGGCGAGCAGAGCUGCAGGAUGAUAGUAGCAGAACAAAAACAGGCGCGCUCGUGCGUUUAUUUGUAUCAUCCUGUUAAACAGCUGCUUUUCGCUGUGAAAGUCUGGUCUUUGUCACAUUUUCUGUAUUUGUUCUACAAAAUAUUUCUGACUUGGCAGCGCUCGUUUGCAUCGCUGAGGUCUUUGUCGUGUUUUUUCUCUCUCUGCUGAAAACAGGCCAGUGGAUGCUGUCUGCUUUGGCAGUCCAUCUUUCACGCUGUUGUUGUUUUGUUUUAACGUGGCGGGGGUCUUCCUUUGUCUCGGUAGCCAGCCAGAUUUAUUAAUUUUUUUGACUGAUGGUGUUGAUUUGUCCGCAGGCGUUCUCUUGUUUUCUCAUUUUGAGUCAGUCAAAGCUACACAGAUGAAUUAAUCACCAUGUUGGGCAUCAGUGAUGGAACUACAUAUGAGUCUGAAAAUCAAAUAAAGCUGCAGCUCUGCUUCAUGGACUGGGCCUGAUACUCUUCUUGUAUUCACUAAUUUCUCUCUUGAGGGGGUUUCGCUCUGACCCAGCAGAAUUAGCAGUCGCUUUAUGUCUUCUUUUAUGUCUGAAAUGCUGCUCAUGUGUUGUCUCUGUAGUGAAGGUAGACUUGUUAAUCAGGCUGAUGACAUUUUAAAGUAAUCUGCAUCACAUCAGCAUCAUCCCACAUAAGGCUGCACGAUAUUGGAAAAAAAUAAUAUUGCGAUUUUUUUCAACCCUGCGAUAUAUAUUGCGAUAUUAAAAAUACAGGAAUUUUCACCAGAUGACAUGAAUAGCAUUUAAUGUUAUGCUGCACUGCUGAAAUCUUGAGGACAGUUAAUCUGCUCUGAUCUUACCUCUUUUUGUGAAUGUUAGAAUGGCUUCUGUCUCAGAGAUAUUUUUAGCUCUUAUUGUGCUGGGACGUUAUUGUAGCAACAGGUGAACACAGAAGACGUGUUUUGGUCGACAUCAUCCUUCUUUUAACCGAAAUAAUUCCAGAUAACUGACUUUCCUUUUCUUUUUGGCAACAAAUCUUCAUUUUCGGUGGUUUUCGCUUGUUCGUUGUUCAUUUUGCGAUCGUUGUUGUUGUUGUUAGCGGUGUUGUGCCGAGAAACGCAUGUCCUCCGAGAAUUGCAUGCACCUCGCAAAACGCGCACUGCUUAUAGUAGAGUGGUCCACGGAAAUGUACAAUUUAAAACCCAUACAGUUCUUAUUUGUUGGGCUUAACAGUCAUGAGUAAAGUUCCGAAAGUAAUUCUCAGCGGACACACGUCUCCCUCCAUGUGCAGAACAUGUGCAGGGGUGGGUUUCCUCCGCUCUGAUUUUGAUUGACAGCUGGCAGGGUAGUCUGAUUGGCCACUGAGAAGUGAGUCUGAUUGGCAACUGAGUUAAGGACGAAUGUGAUUGGUGGAUCGCUGCAAAGCACAUGCAGAGUCACAUGCAGUGUAUCUCAGUCAGUUACCCUUGAAAUUAAAUGAGUUCAUUCACCUCCAAUAUCGCAGGCUCUGCGAUGUGACUAUCGCACACACGUACAUCGCGAUGACGAUAGUCAAACGAUAUAUCGUGCAGGCCUAAUCCCACAUCAAUCAGGGAAAUUGAAAAGUGUAUAAAAAUGCAAACAGGUUUAUUUUGCUGUUUGGUGCAGUUUUAACACUGAGCUGAGGAGGAUUUAAAUCAAAGCUUGAAAGAUUUAUCCACCAAGAAAGAAACAGAAAUCAUAUUAUUUUUAAACAGCACAAACACAGAGCUACAGGGAAAAGGAGCUCCUCCAAAAUUCACCUUAAAUUAACAUCUCUGUGUGCAGUAAAGCAAAUCUAUUCUAGUGUAUAUGCAGUUUCAACAAAGGCACAUCUAAUUUAAUUUAAUAAGAUAUGGUGAUUACCUGACAGGCCUUGAAACAAAGGUGAGAGUGACAUGCAGUGUGAAAGGAGAAAAAACAAUAUGCAUGAAAAAGAGGAUUUUAUCUGCAGGUAUUGAUCUCUAAACACGUUAAAAUAUCAGUGUACUGUUGUUUAAAAUGAAAAUAAACUUGUUUUAUCCUUUCAACUGUUACUGCGUCAUUUCAGCAGGUUAAAUAGUUAUCAUUUUCCAUCAACAAAAAACCUCCAGGGGUAAAUAUUUUGUGGAAAACAGAAUAAAUGUUGCAUGUAAAAUAAAAAUGUUCAUUAUUGUCAAACAGAAACUUAGAAAUCAUCGAACCAGAGAAGCAUGGUAACUUUUCCAGCUUUGUUUAUAUAUUUUAACUCUCCAAAUCUUUAACCUGCAGAGCUCUCUGUACUGUAGUUAACAUUUAAAAGUACUUUUAAUGUUUUUCUCAAGGUCAUAAAAGACAGUAUACACCAUCACCAACAACUGUAAGGUCACAAAAAGUCAAUUACUGCUUGACUUAAAUGUUUCUCAAAUACGGGGUUUAUUGUCACACUUGAAGCGAUCAAGUCCUCGUCCUUGAGGAAACUAUAGAGGCUGACACACUCUGACAUCAGGGAAGUGCUCCACUCACCUACAAACGGAUUAUUUUCCUCUUUAAAAAAAAACACAAUGACCGUGACCAAAGACACACAAAGCACUGCCCGGCCGUGCACUUUCCUGUUGUCUUUGUGUUUCAAGAAAACGAUAACUGAACCAACAAGGUCAGCCGUCUCGUAUUUCUCCCUAGCAACACCAGUUCGCUCCGGCCCGGGCUGUGGUUUGUGUUGACACAGACACACAAACAGAGAAAAAGUCGGAGAAAACACACGGUGGUAGCCAGGGCAGCAAACUAAACUGUGGACCUAAUGAUGUCAGUGUCUAUUUAAAAAAGAGUCGUAGCUAAUCUCCACCUUCAGACUGUACGGUUAUGAAUGAGAGGUUAGCACAGGGCGGACCAUUUGUUGAUUUAAGCUAAAACUGAACGUCUGAAACUGGCAUCCAUUUGUUAUGGUUUUAAUAGAAACACUGAGAAGCUUCUCUGAUUAUUUCUCAUAGUUGUUUUUAUCUGUGACGGACAGAAGUGUGAGCAGUUAUGGAAAGCAGCAGAUUUAGUCCUCAAUCUAGAGGGAGGAUAGAGGUUUCUGAAGUCAAAGAGCAUCAGCUGCUCUAACCUUUCCACCGCUGUUGUGAUGCUUUUAAACGAAGCACUUAGAAAACCAGAAACCGCCAGAGAGAGCGAGAGAUCAGAGACUAUUAAUGCCAAGCAGUCACCAGGUGUUGAUGCUUGUAAAUGUUGGACAGGGAGCUGCACAUGUGGUCAGUGAAUCCAAGAUUGUUGGUCCUCGGCGGCAAGUCUUCUGCAGACUGUCUCACUUUUAUCGUGUCUGAAUUUGCAGCAUUUGACCCCUGGCUUUUCUCAUGGGGUCUUGAUUGGUUUCAUUUAGGAAUUAAUUUGUAAAACCCUGCGGAAAACACACUUUUUGGUGUGAAUAUAUCACUCUGGUGUGUUUCCAGUGGAGUUUGGUGUGGUUAGGAAUGUUAAACCCUGAUUAACGGAUUGUAGUGUGUUUGGCUCCACUCUCUCAGGAAGAGGGAGCCAAAAAAAUCUGAGGUCAUUGAGGAAUUAUUUUGGUAACUUUCUCAACUUUUGCAAAUGGAAACGCAAAUAAUUGAACCUGAACUGGACCAGCUUGUAGAAAUGCAGCAAUAUCCGACUGUGGUAUUGUUGGAAAGUGAAACUAGACUGACUUGUUCCUUGCAAGGUGGCGCAAAGAUUGAUUGGCAUGUGAUGGUCGCUGCAAUGAAAUAAAAAAUGAGAAAAAACUAAUGAAGUCUAAUGACUUCUAAUGAAGUCGAUGAAAGUAAAAAGAAUUAAGAUGAGAUCAGCAGCAAUCUAGUGACUUUUACAUGUUACAUGAACAAUCAGUUCAGCUAUUACAUUAUGGGUUCGUUUGCACUUGUAAUAACAAGCUUUCCUAUUAAAGAUGCCAGAUUAUUGUGCAUCGAGCAUUAAUGAAACAGUCUUUGUAAGAAUCUGAUGGAUGCAACUUUAAUACGUCGAUGAAAUGUGAUGCUAAGCAGCGAUCCAAAGCACAGGGAGCGAUGUGUUCAGGUGGUUUGUUUGCAGCGCUCAUAUCUUUUCCUCUACAUAAAAUAUGCAAAGAGAAGCUUUAAAUAAUGUAUAAGAAGAUCCAGAAAGUGUAAAGCUGACCCUUCACCCUAAACAGCACCUGGAUCUGACUGUAAAUCUGAUCCUGAUCUGUCUUUAUCACACACACAAACACACACAAACACACAGAGCCUGGUGGGAUGAGGGUGGCGGCUGUUUAUUGUCAGUACAAAUAGACGUCUGACAACCAACCAGCUGAUGUUGUCUGUAUAUGUGUGUGUGUGUGUGUGCAGGAGGGGUAAAUUAUUGUGUUUUUCCAGAUGAGCAAAUCCAUUGUUUCCAGUCCAUCUGUCCUGGAGUCACAAAGACACAUGGACACACACACAUUAGUACAAACAAAGACAAGCCUGAGUUCGUGUUCGUCUUGACAACCCUUCAGUAAAUCUGUAUUUUGACUCUGGGUACAGUUCGUCAUGUUUGAGGGUGUUUUUACGGGUGAAAUGUGAAACUCAUACAUGACAGACAAGAAUCAGUCUGACCCCUGAAUCACUGGCAUGAAGACACGAGUGUUUUAUUUGUGUGAAUAGGAGCAGACGUGUAUUCAGGCUGACAGAUCCACCAAACAUGUCAAACAGACAAAGACGGUUUUCCAGUGAGCUGUCGGCGCACCAUCAGCACGCCUCCAAAUGUGAUUCUGAUUUCUUAAAUCUGUUACUGAUUAUGUAUUUCUGAUCCUAAUCAUCUUCCCCUCUUGUCUCUCCUUCUCUUUAGGACCAGUUUGAUAAUCUGGACAAACACACUCAGUGGGGCAUCGACUUCCUCGAACGCUACGCAAAGUUUGUCAAGGAGAGGCUGGACAUCGAGCAAAACUACGCCAAGCAGCUACGGUACACACGCACAAAUCCACUUCAGAAAAUUUCCAUCAAGUCUUUUUGAACUGAGUCACUUUGAGAAUAGUUUCCGACCUUAUUUUGGGAGAAACAGAGCCGACGCACUGCUGAAACGCCAACCUGAGUCUGCUAAAACAUCAACCGUCUCCAACAGCUGAUGUGAUGUAUACAUUUUCCAGCAUACCACACAUGCACAGCAGCGCAUUUCAGCCCCUUAAACAAAACCGACCACCGAACAUCUCAGCGUCAAAUAAAUCCAGUCUGCUCCAUGUUUAAUUCCUUUAAUAUUUUGCUCUGUGACCUAGAAAAGAAAAGCCUAACGCCUGAAUCAUAUUUUCGUCCGACUGAUCUUCUUUACAGUCAGAAUUCUUCGUCAUCUUUGCGGAGCGACUUGGCAGACGCCGACGUGAUCUCCCAAAGACAUCAUAAGAGAUUUCAAACACGUUGGGGUUUGUUUGAUGGGAUCUGAGGUUGCUUUCAGUGACACAGAGCCGGGGUGAUAUUUCUUCAUCGAGACGCCACAUGUAAAAUCUGUCAGGUGGGGCUCAUACCCUAAAGUCUGGUCUCAAAGUGACAGGAGAAUUUGGGUCGUGAUCUUCAAGGUAGAGAAAAUCAGCUCUUAAUGGUGCAAAAUACUAAAACUAAAAACCCUUACCGGCUCGAAUUAAAGAUGAAAUCAGGGCUUAAAGUCGAUGAUUAUUAAAAACCAGCAGGGUCUCAGAAGUGAUGGUUUGAUAUCAAAGGUUUUCAUCGUUAUUAUAAAUUGAUCAAACACAGAGCCUCCUGUAUAUGUGUCUGACGUUUGAACAUUUCUACCUCACACUCAGACACACACACAUCCAAAAAUCUGCCUCCUCUCUCUCUCUAAAUCAUUAACUCACUACUUUGCUCCUCGGCUCCCUCAGGCUCUAACAAUACCGGCUUCAGCAGAGACUUUGAUGUUUCUGUUUCUUUAUUCAUCUUUCAUAAAACAAGGAAACCCCCACCCCACCAGCUCCUCCCUCCUCCUCCCUUUGUUACUGUGUGUGUGUCAGACUGUCGGCCUCUUGUCUGUUUACCUUUUUGCUCCACCAGGCUUAAAAUAGCAGACGACAUUUCCAACACUGUCUCUUUUCUCUCCUCUCUCAGGAACUUGGUGAAGAAGUACUGUCCAAAACGCUCUAAAGAUGAGGAACCACGGUGAGUUUUUAAUGGUUAACCUGCACAAUAAACAUGUCGAAUAACCAAACCGUAUAUUUUCAUCCCUGUGUUCGAUGCGGGUUUGCAUGCUACGACUGUCUGGAAAGAUUGGUUAAACUGGUCACGCAACAACAGAUCGAUGAACCGGGGUUUUAGGUCACUUGUUCGCUGAUGACAUUUCUGCAUUACAUAACAUGAUAAGGCUGAGCAUCAUGUGCAACUGCACUGUUUUUACCUUAUGAGCCUUUGGAACCAAAACACAGCAGGAGUGCGACUGUUUUUAUUUGGUUUGUCAUCAUUAAUAAUGAUGUUUUAUUGGAAAGGAUCGCUAUAGAGACCGAGAACGUGAGGAGCUGAGAGUUUGGGGUCACAUGCAGCACAAACUGGUGACCACUGAGAUGUGGGCUGAGCCUCAGUAGAUAAGACAUGUGUUAAUCUAAAGAAAAAAGACAAUAUUUUCUCACGCAGGCCAUGAUUUUAUAUCAUUUAGUAUAGGCCUGAACGAUAUAUCGUUUGACUAUCGUCAUCGCGAUGUACGUGUGUGCGAUAGUCACAUCGCAGAGCCUGCGAUAUUGGAGGUGAAUGAACUCAUUUAAUUUCAAGGGUAACCGACUGAGAUACACUCCAUGUGACUCUGCAUGUGCUGUGCAGCGAUCCACCAAUCGCCUUCGUCCUUAACUCAGUUGCCAAUCAGACUCACUUCUCAGUUGCCAAUCAGACUACCCUGCCAGCUGUCAAUCAAAAUCAGGGAGGAGAAAACCCACCCCUGCACAUGUUCUGCACAUGGAGGGAGACGUGUGUCCGCUGAGAAUUACUUUCGGAACUUUACUCAUGACUAUUAAGCCCAACAAAUAAGAACUGUAUGGGUUUUAAAUUGUACAUUUCCGUGGACCACUCUACUAUAAGCAGAAGCCGUUCUACUAACAUUCACAAAAAGAGGUAAGAUCAGAGCAGAAUAACUGUCCUCAAGAUUUCAGCAGUGCAGCAUAACAUUAAGUGCUAUUCAGGUCAUCUGGUGAAAAUACGGUAUUUUUAAUAUCGCAAUAUAUAUCGCAGGGUUGAAAAAAUCGCAAUAUUAUUUUUUUUCCAAUAUCGUGCAGCCUUAAUUUAGUACAGUCAGAUGAAGCUUUCAAUCAGAUACCCUCAGAUUAAUUAACCAACUCCACAAUUUUUUUUACUUAUAGUACUUUAUAUCAAUGAUGCAAUAUCGGCACAUGGUGUUAUUUCCCGAACUGAUUCUGAUGAAACUAUAAUAGCUAUAGUUAGACCCUAUAAAAUUCCGACAUAGUCUAUAAGACCUCGUCUAUUGGUUUCUACAGGGAGGUUCUAAAGCACAAUGAUGGGGGCGGAUUUAUCAGAAAUGCUUACUCAACCUAAAUCUAUCCAGAAACUGAUGAUUGGCCAGAAUGAUGUGUCCACCUGUUAAUCAAUUUACCAUGUUUUUGAUUGUGCAAAUUUUUUGAAAACUGAGGAGUUAUAAAAAUUCUCCCUCUCAUAUAGUUUGUACUUUUAAUAAAAUGUGUUAUUGGGGCGUGUUUAUUUGUUUGAACCAGGCUGUAAACAUUAUUAAUUCUACUACAGACUGGGCAUUUUAACAUGGAAGCUGAUGGGGUUUUCGUGGCUUCUGGAGCCAGCCUCUAGUGGACACUGGAUGAACUGCAAGCCACUCAGAGUUGCAACUUGAUUUAUAAAAAUCUAGUCAUAUAAAACAUGUGAAAAUACCAUAAAUUACUGAACUUGUAAGCACCAGCUCAGAGUUGAAAUAGCAGUGUAGAAGGAAGGAAGUGAAGUCAGAGUAAAACUGAACAUCAUGGCGUCAGUCUGCAGCAUGAAGUCAUCAGGAAGUUAAAAGAUGGGCUGUCUGUACUCGCCGGAUGAUCAGGAUUAUUGAGAAUGAAAUAGUAAUUCCUAUUCAUUAUGUUCAAUUACACUUAAAGCUGUAACAGGAAAAUCUAAAAGCAUGCAUGGACCUGAUGUCACACUAUCAUUAAGAAUAUAAUUGAACAACUAAGUUCAUAACCUGUUUCCUAUAAAACCACACUCAGCAGCGUUUGACUUCACAUCUGUGGACAAACCAUAAAGGAAACACGCUGCGUGCUCUCCUAAUCUCAUGUUUAAUGUGCAUGUGUUGUGCAGGUUCACGUCAUGUCUGUCCUUCUACUCCGUGCUGAAUGAACUGAACGACUAUGCCGGUCAGAGGGAGGUGGUGGCGGAGGAGAUGGCUCACAGGGUGUACGGGGAGCUGAUGAGGUACGGCCAAGACCUGAAAUCCGAGAGAAAGCACGUGAGUACACUUUCAUGUCUCCUCCGUGUUAAAUUACAUAGAAGAGAUAAAGUGAUGUGCAUGUACAGAUGAUGAAGAGCGCGUUUCUUAGAAAACUUGUUGCUUCCUGUAAAAAAAAAAAAAGGAUGUUGCUGUUGGCCCGGGUAUCCUCUGUCGUCUCUUUUGUGUUUGGCUUCUCUCUGGAGGAUAAAUAUGUUGGAAGUGAUGUUGGCCAUCUGUCUUUCACUUCUGCCUCCAUCUGCUGAUCUAAUAAAUCUGAAACUGUAGAUGUCGGUGUGAUAUGGGAGAACAGCGCCCUCCUCUUGGCCCGUGCUGUAAAGCUUUAAAUAUACUCUGUCAUAAACAUGUUCUCCUCUCUGGUUGUGUUCUUGCUUUUUAAGGUUGAUGUAAAAAGAUUUCAAACAUAUUUUCUUUAUACUUUUUUUAAUUAUUUAAGUGGAAGACGAUAUUUCUCACUUUUUGAUGGGCAGGCCAAACAAUAAAGUCAGUGACUCUAUAAUGAAAUGUUGAUAUCUUGCUUUUUCAGACAUAAUAAUCCUCUACAAUAUUGUUUCAUGUGAUCAACAGUAGCGUUUUCUUGGCUUAUGUGCCUGAAUCUGUCCCUGUUUUAUUGUUGUGUUAUUUUAUGUCUGAUUAGAAACGAGUUAUUUUGCAUUUAAAUAGUUUAUAAAUGAGGAAAACUUGAUAUUUUGUAUUAAGCUUAUUUAGAAAGAGCAAAUUCACAACAAACGUUGUCUGUCUCGAGACAUUUGAGACUGUACUCUUCAGUAUAUCUAAAUAGACCCAAAAUCUAGAUGGGCUAAGAUCUAGUCUGACUCUGAAAUAGUAAAAUCAGACCCACUCAGAUCUUGUCUUAAUCCAUGACGAGCGAAACGUUACAGUGACAAGAAAAACUUCUUUUCAACGGGCUGUUUUUCCAUAAAUUCAGAUAUCGACUCUCUGAUGUUUGUUCAAAUACAGGAAUUAAAUAUGAAUCAAAGUUGUCAAUAAUCAAAUACUACAAUACUGUAUAGUACCCCUUACAAAUAAUACAGUUUUUACUGUUUAACAUAAUUAACUAUCUAAGAUUUCAUCAGUUCUUUCCAAUGAUGCUCAAAAUUGGGUUCAGUCUUACUCAUUUGACAAUGAAAGUAACUUAAAUUCAUCCACAACCACCGUCUUCUUCUUCUUGGGUUUUUAAUGAGACGACAUUGUAUGACUGUCUCCCAUGUGGACACACCAUAAGUAAAGACUCUGGAGUCCCAUUAAUUUAAGGGUCCUUAUGUGCGCCUAUAACCUGAACAAGCACUGGGAUAAGCACAAUCCUCAGUAUCAGAAUGAAUCGUUCCAGUGAGGGUCUGUAUUUAAGUGAUUUACCGCCCGUGUCUGCAGAUAUUGUAGCUGUAAGUACGCAAUGAUGCGCCCUUCUAGAGAGGAAUGUAAAAAAUGAUGAAACAGUCUUUUUUAAUGAGUAACUUUACUGCUUCGGUCACAGGACUCUUAUAAACCUGCAGCUGUGGCCUCAGCACUUUCCUCUUCACUGGGUUGUUAUCCUCUCUGUCACUGUAACAUGAAUAAUUUUAGUCCAGUCAUGUUGUGUAUUUGUAUAUAACUGUUAUCCUGUAUAUACAUUAUUUAUGUGUAUUUUUGUGUCUGUGUGAAUGUCUCUUUGUCUGUGUGUGUGUGUUUGUCCGUGUGUGUUUGUGUGGAUAUGAGCAGCAUCUACAGGAGGGCAGGAAGGCCCAGCAGUAUUUGGAUCAUUGCUGGAAACAGAUGGACAAUGUAAGUGUGGAGAAAGGAGGAGGAGGAGGAGGGGAGAAAAUGAGAAGUGUUUAGCGUACGUUUCCUCAGUUAGGCAGCACCAGCUGUACUUGACUUGUGCUUGUUUUUAAGAGUAACAAAAGAAAUACAAACAAAGGUGACUGCUGCGCAAUUCAGGGUCCACUUUUAACCCCUUAUUUCACUCAGAGGAAUUCACUAAACAGGAAAAAUGUUGCAUCUCUGGUACCUGUUGUAUGUUUGUGCUGAAAUAAAUGGAAGGUUUAACAUCAGAAAGGUUAUUUCUGACCCUGAAAAGAGAGCAAAGUUUUUCUGGUCAGCUGCCUUGUCCACAAGGAAUGAGGACAGGGACCAGGACCAAGAAACACACACACACACAUUUACAGAAAUCAAUCUUAAGUACAGGCUCUUUGUGCCACAUCUGACCCACAGCACCCUCCCUAUCCCAUUCGUCACAUCUGAGAUCAUAUAGAUGAAUUUACUGCAGUAUUUAUAGCAUUUUUCUCGUUAUAACACUUCUAAUUAACCACCACUGUGUGCUAAUAGUGAAAAAAAAGCUUGUUUGAAACAUACAUGUCAGCUCGUUCAUGUCCUUUUUGAGACAUACACGGUACAGAGUGUUUCAACGUGUGGUCUGCAUGACUUUGAAGUGACUACUCAGUGACUGGACUGUAAUGUCUCAGCUAUUCACUGAGUUUUCUUCAUUACUAAUGUAAUCCAGAUGGGCUGGCAGGAAAUAAACUAUCUCCCCCUGUGUGAUUCAUCUCCAUAUUUGGCCCUUUUUUCCUUUUUCAUUCACUUUUUUCCCCCAGUUGAUUAUCUGGGAACUCUGAAGAAAAGACAGGAAAUAAAAAAAAGGACGCCAAGUAAAGAAGAGAGGGUACAGUCUUUUCGAUCGCUUUAACGGCGUUUCUGUCUUUCUUCUUCCUUGUUUGUUUCUUUUUUUAGAGUAAAAGGAAGUUUGAGAGAGAGUGCAAAGAAGCAGAGAAAUCCCAGAUCACCUUUGAGCGGUUAGAUAACGACAUCAACGCCACUAAAUCAGAGGUGGAGAAGGUAAGAGGGAAAAUAACUCUUCAGCUUCCUUUACAGUUAAAUAUCAGCCAAUAGAUAAUCAAUGAAAGUCCACACUUGAACAAAUACAUUCACAUAAAAAUCCACCAUUCAGAAACAGAGUGACUCAUGAUUACCCCUUGUGUAAAGUUAGCUGUCUGUAAUGGAUACUUAUGAAAUUACACUGUGUGUCCCUGCUUUUCCACACACAUACUGUAUAAUUUGACCAGGUAAUUUUAGUUCAGGCUUAUAGGAAAAUAAACCUCUCCGUCCUGAAGUUAAAACACAGCUUAGACAAAAAAAAAAAGUUUAUGUUGAGGUUCCUUCUUUAAACUGUUGGACUGAUCAACAAUAAAUCCAACAGAAGAUGAAACAGAAGCUUCUGAUUUAGGUCAUGUUUUCAGAGGAUGGCUAAGUGAAAAGAAGAAGAAGCACCACAUGUAAAAACAAAACCCAGUCACCAUUGAUUUUAGCGAUAUAAUUUAAGCACAUGAGAAAGUAAGCUGCAGAUCUGUCCUUAUCUAAUGAAAGUAAUAAAAAGGGACAGAUAUUUGAUUUUUUCCUGUCUUUUAAUGGAUUUAUCGGAGAAAUUUCACGAUACUUUGGCAGUGAUACAAUACUAUCAUAAUACUUUGGCCACGAUACGAAAUUAUCACGAUACUUUGGCCACUAUAUGAUAUUAUCACAAUACAAUAUUAUCACGAUACUUUGGCCAUGAUAUGAUAUUAUCACGAUACUUUGGCCAUGAUACAAUAUUAUUGCGAUACUUUGGCCACAAUACGAUGUUAUCACGAUACUUUGGCCACAAUACAAUAUUAUCACGAUACUUUGGCCACAAUACAAUAUUAUCACAAUACUUUGGCAGUGAUACAAUACGAUCAUAAUACUUCGGCAACGAUACGAUAUUAUCACGAUACUUUGGCCAUGAUACAAUAUUAUCACAAUACUUUGGCCACUAUAUGAUAUUAUCACAAUACAAUAUUAUCACGCUACUUUGGCCAUGAUAUGAUAUUAUCACGAUACUUUGGCCAUGAUACAAUAUUAUUGCGAUACUUUGGCCACAAUACGAUAUAGUAUCACGAUACUUUGGCCACAAUACAAUUUUAUCACGAUACCACAAUACAAUAUUAUCACGAUACUUGGGCCACGAUACGAUACUAUCACAAUACAAUAUCAUCGCAAUACUUUGGCCAUGAUAUAAUACUAUUGCCAUACCUUGGCUACAAUAUGAUAUUGUCACGAUACUUGGGCCACGAUACAAUAUUAUAAUGAUACUUUGGCCACAAUACAAUAUUUUUGCGAUACUUUGGCCAGAAUUCGGUAUUAUCAUGAUACUUGGGCCACGAUAGAACCUCCCAAACGUGCCCUUCUAUCCAGUUAAAUACUGACCCGACUUGUUUAUGAUGUUUACAGCCUGCACUGUUGUUGUCGUUGUCGUUGUUGCUCAGGCCAAAGCCCAGUUCUACCUGAGGACCCACAUGGCUGAUGAGAGCAAGAACGAGUACGCCGCCCAGCUACAGAACUUCAACGCAGAACAGUGGAAACAUUUCAACACCGCCAUACCGCACAUCUUCAAGGUAACGAGACUCUGUUUGACUUGUUUCAUUGUGAGCUCUGGAGAGUUCAGCCUGUUUUUAAGGAUGACUCCAUUUCUUCUUGUUUUCUCCGUUACAGAAUUUGCAGGACAUGGACGAACGGCGGACGGUAAAGCUCGGGGAAACGUACCGGAGCUUUGCUGAGGCAGAGCGGAGAGUCAUCCCGAUCAUCUCCAAAUGUUUAGAGGGAAUGGUUUCUGCUGCCAAAUCUGUUGAUGAGCGAAGGGUAUGCAGGACAGAGGAUGAUGGGUUUAAGACAAGAGGACAAGAGAAGGGCAGAGUGUCGACUGAAAAGCUAACUUUUCCCCGUUUGGUAUUUUCCUCUUCUUCUCUUUACUCUUUCCAGGAUUCAGGCAUCGUCGUAGAGUCGUUUAAGUCAGGCUUCGACCCUCCGGGCGACUUCCCCUUUGAGGACUUCAGCCAGAACCUGAGCAGAACCGGUUCAGACGGGACCAUCACCAACACACCCAAAGGAGACAGAGAUAAAGAUGGGGCCCCGGGGCAACGACCCGACCUGAAACAACACCCCAUGAGCAGAACCAAGAACAAACUCUGGCUCUUUGGGAAGAAACCAAAGGUACAGUUUGAGUUUACAGAACCAGCUCCAGUUCUGAAUCUGUGAAUUCAUCAUAAAUAUAACUGUAGUUGAUUAUCUGACAGCGCUGCAGAAAAUCCCAGAGGUUCAGCUGAAUAUCAGCGUCAUUAGUCACGUCCUGACCUCUCCACAGUCAUUUUAACUUCUCCACCCCGAUGACAUCUCCAGAGAAACAAACUAACUACUCAUGUUUUCCCAAAGUUUUAUUACUUCCUCUGCUCCCUGUUUGUGUUCCCAGCUCGUGUUGAGUUGUCAUUUUUAUUUGUGACAACACGCUCCAGCCUUUCGCCCGUACACUCCCUGGACCUUGCCCUUCUCUAUAAAGACUGCGCUUUUUUAAUCAUUAACUCUCUCCUGUUGGUUCAUGUCCGAGUCAUCAGCUGCCUCUCGCUAUCAGGAACCUGUGUGAUGGAUCAGGGUGUGUUUUGUGUACAUGGAUUUGUUUAAUUGAUAAAGAUGUGUUUUUUUACUUUUUCCAAAUUUAUCCAGGAAGGCCGAAAACUUGGCUUCCAAUCUAGUUAAUUUCUCUUGAACGUUGAAUAUUUACAACAUGUCUUUUCAACUUUGCUCUGAUAAACUUAUGAUAUUAUUAUGUGGCCAAAUCCUCUGUCAAAAAUUUAGUGUAUACACCCUAUAAUACCUUUUUUGCCAUCUUAAAGGUGUCCCAUACACCGCUGCAACCAAUAAACUAGAAUAAAAUGUUGAGAGAGGUUUUUUGUUUCGCAUGUUUUACCCAGAAGAUGGCGCUCUACGCUGCAAACAUCCACUUAGCUGCUGAAUACAAAGAGAGACAAGAGGGGAAAAUGUAGAUAUAGUGUGAUAUAGGGCUGGGUGAUAAACUGCAAACUUUUCGAGACCGAAACUUACGACAAUAACCGACGUCAUUUUGCCAAAAUCGGUAUAUUCAGUGUCAAAAAAAUGAAUAAAUCAAAGUUUGUUUUGGAUGUGUGUAGGUAGGCUAUGGUCUCAUGUUCCUUUUAAGAUGCUGUCCUACGUCAGAGACGUGACUCCACCCCAACGAGUCUGUAACAAAGAGGGAAAGACAGGUGAGGAGAUGGAGGACGGUCCAAAAGUUGUAGCGGCUGAAGUAGACAAAUGUGGGAGGGGGUGAGCAGCUUGUGGAGUAGUUAUCGUCCAUUUAUCGUUAUCGAGGUGAACUGAUCAAUAUAUUGUGAUAUUGAUUCGAGGCCAUAUCGCCCAGCCCUAGUGUGAUAUAAAUAAACCUCAUGGAGCACUGGUUUGUCAGAAAAGACUUAAAUUCAGGACAACAAAUGAGCAGAUGGGGGUAGCAUGUGUCUGGUCAUGCAGUACCAACAGUGGCCACUAGUGCAAACAUCACCUCACAGCCCGUUGUGGUUUCUGGGGUUUGGAGCGGCAUAAAUAAAAGCUUGAAUGAGUCAGUUUUGAAGUCAUUCGAGUUUUCUAAGUUUAUGAGGAGAAGUCAUCCAUGAGUCAUACCUGACUCCUUCAUGACUCAGUGGAGUCAUCUUAACUACAUCCUUAUAAACUUCACUUUUGUUGACUUUAAAGAAAACAGAGAAAAAAAAACAACUUUCACACUGACGUUCUUCACCGCAGCCAGAAGUCGCCAUCAUGAGAGAGACAUUUGUCACCAAACAUCCCGAAUCUUCAGAAUGUGUCGCCCUGACUUCUGUCUGGUUUUGUCCUCUCUUCCUGCUCCCCAUCAGUCCCCUCCCUCCUCCCCUCCUCCACCACCUUCCUUCUCCUCUCGUACCCGGUCCACCUCCAACAUUUUCCCUCCACCCCGGUUCAGCUCUGACCUAGUGAGCCACUAUCUUUCUGAGAUAAAGACUUCAGUUCCCAGAAUCCCCCAGAAUUUGAAGGGCCUAAGGAGAGGGGUGAGACAGGGAGUGGUGCUGUGGUGUGUUUUAGAAAGUUUCUCUUGAUUUUGGGUUUUAUGUUCUUUUCACAGAGUGUCUGCAGUUAUUAAUAUAUCGAGCAGAAAUAAACUUAAAUCUGUCUCGGCUUUAAAAGGGUUUUAAAAGUUCUAUUUUUGAUCUAGAACUAUUAAAUUCACUGAGAGAAGUGGGUCUGAUUUAUUUAACAGCUGAAUAUAAUUUAAUUUGAGUGUAAUAAAAACUGCAGACGCUCUGUUUUAUGGUUUUCCUCCUUUAAUCUGUGCUUUGGUUCUCUUCUUCUUUCUCCUCAAUUUUCAUUUUUCUUGUUUUUUCGAUUUUCCUUUUUUUUUUUUUUUUUUUUUUUUAUCACACAGAUUUCUGCUCCAAUCACAAGAUUGAAGAUCAUUGGUGAUUGAUAUCAUGUGUGUAUUUGUGUCUUUGUUUGUGUGUCUGUUGUGGGGCUUUUUUUCUGGUUGCAGUGUCGUGCAGGGUCAAACGUCACAGAUGUGAUGAAGGCACUGCUGUGAUGUUGGUGUGGCUCGGGUUUGCAGUGAUAUGAGAGUGUUUACAUGUUCGAGUGGAUCUGAUAACAGUGUCAGUGUGCUUUAGCAGAGAUUUCUGUUGAACAAGAUAUUUCACCUCAGCUCCAGGACAACAGUUUGACUGACUUUUAUUCCGACAGUAUUUCCAGGGAUGUUUGGCUGAUUAUUAUAUCUGCAGACAUCAUGCACCCCUAAUUAUGUGUUUCCUACAGGCCUUAUAUUUAUAAGAAUAAAGUUAUUUUUACAAAAUUUAGAUGCAUGAAUGAACAGACGAGAAAAACUUUUUGACAGUAAAAUAGUCAUAAUUUAGGCCUUUGUCAUGCCAGUGAUAAAUUAAACAUACUUGAAAUUUUAAAGAUAAGCAUUUUUUAAACAAUUCUUUGGACUUUUUUUGGACUUUAUGGAAAGAAAAUAAUCAACGAGGAUAUGAUCUGUGGAUUUCUUAGGCAAUACAACCCAGUAUAGUUAUAGUUUUUCUGCUUUAGGAGUGUGUUUGUGCGGGUACAUUACUGCCACCUUCUGUCUGGAAGUGGAAUCGCAUCACACUGGCAGGAGGAAAUAAAUUCUUUCUUAUAGAGUUUCAUAUUUUUUCCAAAACAAUUCUGUGAGUUUUGUGAAUAUCAAAUAGAUAAAAAUAGAUACUGAAACAAGAAGAAAAUCUGUUUAUCUGACUGGUUUUACUGACUGACUGACUGGUUUUUGUGGCUGUUUUGCAAACUGAUAACUAACCAGCAUCCCCUGUUUGUUUUUUCUUUUUUUAAUGUAAUGGUAAAUGCAUCAGUGGUCAGUAAAGAUGGUAAGUGAGUGAGUGUGUGUUUAGAGUCCCAGCUGUAUAGAUGUAGAGUAACCUCCCUCACCGAACAGUAGGACUCCCCGAGACACCGAACCUGUAGUGAUAGAAAAGUCAGAGACUUCUCCUUCCUGGUUAGUGUAGACUCCUGCCCUUCUGGAUCUGUGUUUUUAUCCUCCACCUGCCUUAAACUCACAUAGAAACAUGGAGGGUUUCAAAGAAUUAGUUCGUGCUUGACACUUGACACUCACUUAGAGAGAAAAUCAAGCACUUGAGAAACAAAGUCACAGCGUUUGCAGGUUGAUUUGAAUCCCAGCCCUGCUAACAGUGGCCAAAUGUUGUGUAUGUAAAAUUUAACUACAGUUGUAGAUUUUAGUCUUGGAAAUUGACAACAAUCUUGCCACAGUUGCUCUUUAUUCACCAGAGUGAACUUAAAAAACCUCUAAAUGAUCAUUUUAUUGAAAGUUUGUUGGGAAGCAUCGACAAGUUACCUCAAAUAAAAGUGCAGCCAUGUAGUUACACCUCUUCGAAACAUGGAGGCAUCCUGAAUCUGUCUGUUUUAUUUUCCCGGUAUCCGUCCUUCACAUCACUGACUCGAUCUCCAGUUUGCAUUCACUUUAAACUGUGCGUCCUCUUCUUUUAUUACCACCAGGCCCCGUCUCUGGAAGAUUUCAGUCACUUACCCCCCGAGCAGAGGAGGAAGAGGCUGCAGCAGAGGAUCGACGAGCUGAACAAAGAGCUGCAGAAAGAGAUGGAUCAAAGGUAGAGCUUUGAAGUCAUAGUCCCUAUGUGCAUCUCACAGCAAACAACAUUUUCUGUGGUAUUUUACUUCAUUUAUAUUUUCCAACCGUUCAUGUUGAAAAUACAGUGAUCUGUCUUAAACUCAUUAGCCUCUAACAACAGUAUCAGUCACUGUCAAAGCUUCGCAGCUUGAAAAAGUAUUUGUUGAAAAGUAAAAAUGGCUGCACUAGUCUUUGUCUUUAACUUUGCAGCCUACUCAGGUCAGUCAUUUAUACUGUCUGUGUUUCAUGACCUUCAGAGACGCCCUGAACAAAAUGAAGGAUGUGUAUGAGAAGAAUCCACAGAUGGGAGACCCCAGCAGUCUGCAGCCGAAAAUUUCAGAGACCAUCUGUAACAUGGAGAAGCUGCGCUCGGAAAUCCACAAAAAUGAGGUACAAAAAAAAGAAACUAUAGAUGGAAGUGGAGCCGAUUAUGAUGCAGAGGGACAUAUAUUAGCAUACUUAGUAUCAGUACAAAGUAUAACACAGGUUGUUUCCGUCUUCCUCUUUUAACAGACCUGGUUAUCUGAAGUGGAGGGGAAGCAGAGCUCGAGGGGAGACAGACGGCACAGCGCUGACAACCACCAUCACGCUCCUCAGGGCCGAGAGAGGUGAGAGAGAGGAGGCUGUUCAAAGUAUUUAUCAAUGACAUGUAGAGUAAUCUUAAACCAAUCAUUAUAAGAGGUUAUUUUGAAGAAUUUUAGCUCUAACUCUGCGUUUAAUAAGUCGUCUUGCUGCUUGUUUCCUGUCAGUCCUGAGGGCAGUUAUACAGACGACACCAGUCAGGAGCAUCACACUCCUCACCACCGCCCCAAAUCUCCACCGUCUGCACACCCGCACCUGCACCCAGACCCACACGAGUUUGACGACGAGUUCGACGACGACGACCCCCUGCCCGUCAUCGGACACUGCAAAGCGCUUUACUCUUUUGAUGGUGAGGACGAAUAGCUCGACUUUGUUAGUUUGAAAGAGCUCAUAAAACAGAAGUAGAAAGAUCUAAGACUCUGGUCGAUGUUUUUGAUUCUCCUCUUAGGUCAAAACGAGGGGACGCUGGUGAUGGCAGAAGACGAGGUAACGCUUAUUUCUUUUAAAGUAAAAAGUUUAUAAACAAUAUUUAAUUCAUUGAACUAAUAAAAGUUUUCUUACACAGCUUCUUUUUGUUUUUAGCACCACAUUUCUGAUUAUAUUGACAUUUAUUUUCUGCUUUUACUCGCAGGUGUUGUACAUCAUCGAGGAGGACAAAGGCGACGGCUGGACGAGGGCGAGGAAGCAGAGCGGAGAGGAAGGCUACGUCCCCACCUCCUACGUAGAUAUCACAAUGGAGAAAAACAGCAAAGGUGCUGUCACCUACAUCUGAAGCUUCUCUGUCCUCUCAUCUGUCUGUCUGUCUGUCUGUCUGUCUCUGCUCCUGUUUCCUGUCCCUCAUCAUCCACAUCACCAUAAACUGAAAAAUAAGAGACACUGCAUCUGAACACCUGCAUGGACAUUCAUGUUUUCUCAUUCCCAUCCCGUCUCUCAGUCCUCUAACUCAUUUCUCCUCAUCCUCCUCUUUUUAUCUGUGGACUGACGUUUGAGAGGUGAGUGUCUGAGCAUGAAGACAAAAAGGAAAUGUGUAUUUGACGACGUUUGAAUGAUGUGUUUGUUGUAUAUAUAAGGCAUUUCUGUGUGUGUUUGGAGUUCGUCUCCACUGCUGUUUGAGCCCCGUGUAAAGGCCGCACCACUUCGUCAUCGAUCAAAGUGUUUUAGAGUUUUUAUGUAGAAGAAUUUAUUUUUAUUUGAUCCUUUAUUUGAAUUAUUUUCAUGUUUUCUUUUUUAAAUCAGACUUUUUAAGCUCCUCGGUUAAUAUAAAGCUGGUUUCUUCUGUUUGUUUUAUUUCUGUUUGUGAUUUUAAAUGUUUUUUUCCGUGUUACCCGUGCCAUCUCACACUUAAAGGUGGAAUCACAGUUACAGAAGGUUGUCUGGUUUUCAGUCCUGUCAGGAAUUAUUCUCUAACUCUAAAUCAAAAAUAAUCUGGCAUUUUAAGAAAAUGCUUUCUUAUUUCGAUAAGGCUGUACAGGAUUUCCUACACUUGUAUUUUAAUCACAAACUGUUCUGGUCGCUGUCGAGACACUGAUUAAAAACAGCUCUGACAAUCAGAGUUUUUACUGAGACCUACGAUAGUCUAUGUCUUCACUUUGGGUUCAGUUUUACUGAUAUUUGAGAGUGUAUACUUUCCUUAUUGUGCUAUUUCAAAGUUAUGGAAUAAAACAUAAACUCAGACAAUCAAGAUUCAAUUUAAGACAUGCUUUAUGGCCCAAAAACUUCUAAGUUCACCUUUUGUUUCAGACCUGAUAUGAAGUUUCUCUUUAAUGGAACUUCUUGUCACGUAGAUUCUGAGGCUGAAUUUGGUUUGAAUUUGUCCCGACAAAAAGAGAGGUGUCCAGAUUUUAGAUGUAAAUUUGUUUGUCAAGUUUGUUUUGAGGCUAUUAAAGGGAUAUUCAGCGUAAAAGUAAUUUAGGGUCAAUCACACAGUAACACCGAGUUAGACACCCUCUCUCGAAAGAUGAAUGUUGCGGAGCGCUUGCUUCUCUAGUUAUACCAACUUUAGUAAUGACACGGCGGUCCACGUCUCCACAUGCAAACCUCAACCAAAACGCCACUCUAUAGCCACAAAUAAUGCUCAGAACAGCACCUAACUUCAUCAACAGGACAUAUAGGGUCCCAGCCAUAGUACUAGCCACCAAACAUCUUUUUAACUUUGACUCAUUUCUUUAGCAAAGAGACUAAACACAACUCACCUACUCUCUUCCAGCAGCCGCUUGUUUGUGGGGGGAGCCCUGACGAGUCAAUCACCAAAUGCAGCGGACAAUGUAUGAUUAUUACUUCAGAGAAAUGAUCCGCUGCACUCUGUGAUUGACUCUUCAGGGCUUCCUGAUUUCCCUCAUAGACUUUUAUACUAUUUGAUAAGCCCCCUUGUGGACAUACGGCAGAAUGCACUGCCUUUACUUUUGAGGAUUUGGAUCCAUUCAUGUGUUUUUCACACAGUAACAGAUCUCUGCUCUGACUGCUGAUAACAAACAGACAGUAAGAGACAGUUCGCCCACUUUUCCAAACGCAGCAGACUGAAACUAAAUCCCUUUAAAACAAAAAUCCUCUCAUCAAGUUGUCUUUGUCUUAAAGUAACUGGCUCUCUUCUCCAUGUGACCGCAGGUUCCUGAGGGCUGCAGGGUGGCCGGGCGAUUUGAUUGGCUGGUGGAGGGCUCACGCUGGUGGCUGAUUAUUGGUGGUGGGGGUGGUGACAAAGAAAGAAAGAGAGGGAGAGAGAGUAACGAGGAAAGAGGAAGUGGGGUGGGGAGACAGGUUUGCAUGUCUGCAUGCUCACUCACCGUCACUGUCAUCAGCAAAGGAUUCUGGGAUACCAGAGGUUGGUCUAGUAGAGAAUUAGAUACACUUAAUUAAAGCCAAAGACAGGCAUCAGUUUUCCAUGAGUUCCUCCAUGACCUGCAGGAGGUUUUCCCAGAACAUAGUGACCUUUCAGACACAGACAUCCUCUCUGCACCCAGUUACAAAAAAAACUUCUGCUUCAUUAUUUAUCCGUGAAGUUAGUGUCCUCAUCCCUGCAGGAGCUGAUCAAAGUUUGGAGGGAAAUAACUCUCAAAAGCUGCUUGUCUUAAGUUUUCAUUUAAACCCUGUAUGUUCCCAUUUUAAUGUGCAAAACGAGGCUCCAUGGGUCCUUGAAGACCCCUUUGCACUUUGCUUUGUGGUGAGGAAUUUGGUCUUUUUUAAAGUCAAAAUAAUAUAUUUCUUUUGGUGCCUUUCAGAUCCAGUUGUGUAUUUUUUGUUGACAAAAAGAGCCACCACGAAAGCUUAAGUCGUUGUUUAGUGUUUUCAGAAAUGGUGAAGACUAAAAAAGUUUUUUUUUUUUUUUUAUUGACUCAUAAUUUUUUAUAACAUCUUUCUCCUCUUUUUGUGUGCCUUUGCAAGUUCAUGUGCAAAUCUGUUUUGUGUAAAUGUUGCAGAGCAGCAACUUUAUCACCUAGAAACGUGCCUGACUUCUUUUACUAAGCAAGAUUUUAAGGUGACGAGACUCUAAAUCUUCCAAAUUUUCCUCCAAACUUUUGGUCCAGCUCCUUGCGAGAGAAACCCAUCUCACCUAAAACUCAGGAUGUUAGUUUGUCUCAGAUUUUAGGGCCAGUCAAAGUUUUCGUUACUAACAAAAUCAGUGUCCGCUGCUCCUAAUCCUCCCUCUCGCCGUCAUCAUCAUCUGUGCUCUGUUGGUGAUGUCUGCCUGCCUGCCUGCCUGAGCCACUCUGCUCCUCAUGCCUGCCCUCACCAUCAUACAGUCGCAUGUUUUAACGUGUCCCAGUCAUGAUCAGGUGUCUGUGACUUGAACUGCAUUUUGAAGGCUGAUUUGAAGUUGAAUGUGUUUCACCAAAGUCCAGCAUGGUUUUAUUUCUGUAUGUCGAAUGUUUCCCAAAUCAGAGCAGAACGCAGGACGAUCAGGUGAAUACACACCCUCUCUACCACUCUUUCUUUUCCCACCUUCCUCUGCUCUUCUUCCUCGAUUGUGAUCGCACCAGUUGACCAGCAGGUGGCGGCGUCCCCUCACCGAACACCAGCUCAGCCUCAGCAGGACUGAGCGGCUUUAAACGGCGAACAUGAAAAGGAACUUCACUCUGCCUUAAAUCAUGCCAGGAUUGUUUUGAACACGACUUCUGCGUGACUACGUCUCCCAUCAGCCACCUGGGCUCAGCCUCACCCCCCCUCCCCCCUUCUUCAGGACUACAUCUAGCAUAAAACAUUUCCUCCCAUCUUAAUCAGUUGUAAUUGUGAAUGUGACAGCGUUCGCACACAUGUACCACCGACAUGCACGCAGGUACGGAAAGCCAAACAGGCCAAAAGACGAUCUCAUGUGUUCGGCUUUCCGUACGUGUGUAAAUGUGUGCGUGUGUGUCUGUGUUACCUGUGUGACGUUAGUUUUUACCAUUGAAUGAAUUGUACAUAUUAACAUCGUUAAUGUCAUGCUGAAUGUGUUUCCAUGGUGAUUGUUUUUAAGGUUUGUUUGAUUGACACUUUUCAUGAGAGACAACAAGGUUUGAAUCGAACUGACGCACUUUGCCCUGAAGUACUACAGCAUUUGAAUCUGAUGGAAGGAGCGAGUGAAUAAAUGAAUGAUGAAUGUUUGAAGUUAAUGAAUGACCACUGUGGCAGGAAGAAAAAGAAACAGCUUAUUAAUUCUCUCUCUUUCAAAUGUUUUUAUACUCUUUUUAUAAUUCUGGACGAGCGGAGACCGGCUUGUUUUGCAUGAUUUUCUACCGUCUUUGAACCCACUGAUUGUGUUUUUUUUAAGCAUUCACUUCAUCUCUGUGGUAGAGGAACAAAACUACAAUACUCCAGUCAAGUUCGGCUUUGUUUUGAUGCUAUUUUUAAAAGUGCCACUUAUAAUUCUGCUGUUUUAGAUCCGAACAGCAGGUGGCAGCACUUUGAUUGCAGUCUGUUUCUGAGAAGAAGCUGUGAAAUGUACAGAAUAAUGCUGUAGGUGUUGUAACUUGAACUAUCCCACCUUUGUUUCUUCUGUCAGCAGACAUUGUUGGAAAAACAAUAACAUUAAGAGUCAUUUCGCAAAGGUUUAAAAGUAAAGAACCAAUGAGCUUCAAUCGUGUGCAUCAAAAAGCAAAAGUCUUGCACACCUGUAAGCAGUGGUGGACAACAUACUUGAUUUUUACUCCAUGAGACCAUUCUUAAACUCACAUGGUACAGCUUCAAAAUAACAGGAACAAUAAUAAGAACAUCGAACCGUGGAUAAUAAAGAGCAGAAAAAAAGUUUUCAUGUUUAAUCUGGUAUAACUCUAUUGUUAAUCUUUUUGUUUUUUGAUGAUACUUGUCAACCAAAUCAGUCGAUGCUUUUUGCUCUAAAUAUCCAACGUCACGGAUCUUCAGUCGAGUUGAAACUGUGCAAACUGUAAAAUCAGACGUGUGGGAUUGCGUGUUACAGAUCAGAGUAAACCUUAUUUUUCUGUCACUUUUGCGACUAGAUGUUCAACAAUAACAAAGUGAUGUAUCGUUCAUCAAUCACUCCAUAUUAUAAUUUGAAAAACAGCAAAUGAAGCCUAUCAGGUUUUACGUCUUCCAAUGCAUGUUUCGAUCCGAGCCCAAAGAUCUUAAAUAAACUAUCAUGUUAAAUGCAAAUCAUCACAUCGUAGGGGCUACAAAAGAAGAAACGGAGCUGGUUUUAGCACCAAAAUAUCCCAGUAAUUGUAUAUGUGCACUAACGUGACCUUAAGAUAGAGACAGUCAUGUACAGAAGUGUUUCAGUGUCAGUGUGCUUGCAGAGCAUUUCCCACCAACUCCAAAACCUUGCACUCUGAACUUUUCUUACUCUUAUUUUUCUGUUUAGGUCAGCCAGCUUUGAGUGUAAUGUCCCUUUAAUGAAAUAACACAAUGCCAGUAGCGUCACAGCAGCUUUAAAAUGAGCAAAACUCACCACUGAGGUUAAUAAUUCACCACUAAUAUCAUGCUAAAACUGUGAGCUGAGUGUGAAAAAUCCACUGUGUGUAAUCUGAACGUUAUGCAAAAACCACAUCUUAACCAAUCAGCUUUGAGAGAUCAGAUACGAUGGUGAGUUCUCAUAAAAACCUAUCCAACUGUGAGCAUGGCGCUGUUAACCAGCAAGCAAAAAGUAGACAUGGUCUUCUUUGACAUUCCUCUUCUUUUCUAAACUCAGAUUAUCACGUGUGUUCUGUGGAAAUUUGUAACAAACAUGUACAGAUCCUCUCCAAGACUAAACGCUAAUAACAGUAAACAAACUCGUCAGCAGGUACAGUGAUUUUAACCAUCCAAACAUGUAAAGUUGUAUGUUCUUACCAUGUUGUAUAUGUUGUAAUAAUAACCAAUGGCAGUACUUCUCUCCAUAAUGUUGUGCACAUCUUUUUACUUUGAAUGUUGUCAGACACUUUGUGAACUUUUUUUUAAUCUUCCCUCUGAGAUAUUGUGCUAAUAAAAUAAGCAGCAGUAAAGUC
Messenger RNA from Xyrichtys novacula (pearly razorfish), 50953 nucleotides. NCBI's taxonomy places the organism in Eukaryota, Metazoa, Chordata, Actinopteri, Labriformes, Labridae. The record is from the annotation of a GenBank genome assembly.